Messenger RNA from Pelobates cultripes (western spadefoot toad), 85061 nucleotides. The record is from the annotation of a GenBank genome assembly. Lineage: Eukaryota; Metazoa; Chordata; Amphibia; Anura; Pelobatidae.
CUAAUUUAAAUAUUUAUUGAUAGUAGCUGUUCCAAUUAAAAUUUUAGACAUUUGUUUUCAUUUGUUUUUCCAGGUGCCAUAUGAUUGGACACUGAGAAAAUAGAUAUCAACGUUUUUUUUUAAUCUGAUUUGGAAACCACAAGCAAAUUCAGGUAUGUAGUAGCAGGUUGACAAACCUGGGGCUAUUCUGGUGCUUGUAGGCACUCACUGGUUGACUAAUGUAGAUGCAUUAGCCCAUCCAAUUCUUAGGCUGAGAGAGUUAGGCUAACCUGCUUAUAAUACUUAAAGGGACACUCCAGGCUUCAUAACAACCUCAUUGAAAUGACAUUGUUAUGGUGCCAGGAGGUUCCUGGCAUUGGCUCACCUUAAUGGGUUGAACAGUUUAGCCUUAAAGUCUUUGUUCCAGCUUAGAAUCUCUCUGCCUUUUUUUUUUCUUCUUAAAAUCUCUUUACCGGAUGGCUCUUGCAGAAUCAGGCAGCGUCGCUGCUGAUUGGCAGAGAGAGGUCAGCUGAUGUCCUCAACCAAUAAGUGAAUCCCCAUUUAAAAAAAAAAAAAAAAAAAAACUGUCUCGAAAAAGGAACAUUUGUUUUCAAGAGUUUUUUUUGAAUGGGGAUUCACUGAUUAGCUGAGAAUGUCAGCUGACCCCUCUCAACCAACCGCUGUUGCCCGAUUCUGCAAGUACUUUCCGGUUUGGAGCUUUUUAGAAAACUGAAGAGCAGGAAGAUUAGUCACUGUAACAAAGACUUCGGGUUUAAACUGUUUGAGAACAGUUUAUCCCUUAAAGGACCACUAUAGUGCCAGGAAAACAUACUCGUUUUACUGGCACUAUAGUGCCCUGAGGGUGCCCCCACCCUCAGGGUCCCCCUCCCGCCCGGCUCUGGAAGGGGGAAAGGGGUAAAAACGUACCUUUUUCCAGCACUGGUCGGGGCUCUCCUCCUCCGUUCCUCCUCCUGGGCUGAAUGCGCACGCGCGGCAAGAGCUGCGCGCGCAUUCAGCCGGUUGCAUAGGAAAGCGUUAUCAAUGCUUUCCUAUGGACGCUUGCGUGCUCUCACUGUGAAAAUCACAGUGAGAAGCACGCAAGCGCCUCUAGCGACUGUCAAUGAGACAGCCGCUAGAGGCUUUGGGAGAAAGCUUAACCCAUUCGUAAACAUAGCAGUUUCUCUGAAACUGCUAUGUUUAUAAAAUAAUGGGUUAACCCUAGCUGGACCUGGCACCCAGACCACUUCAUUAAGCUGAAAAUGAUGUGAGUGUGUACAAUAAUGUGUGUGUGUGUGUGUGUGUGUGUGUGUGUGUGUGUGUGUGUGUAUUGAUCAGUGUUGCGAUGGCCUCUGCUGGACAGUGGAGGACCUGGAGGUGCAUGGAGGCACGCAACGCCACGUCACAUUCUGACGUGACGUCAACGUGCUCUACCUUCGCAGGUUUUCAAGGAGUAGAGGAGAAUCCGUUUGGCACAGAAUGCGGACGGCGCCAUUUGGGGUAUACCAGAGGCUGGACUCCAGAGUCGCAUAUUGGUAGCGGCAAUGUGAGUGGAGUCUGCUUGUUGGCUAAUAUUGUAUUUUUUUUUUUUAAACAAGGGCUGGGGUUUACUAGAGGGGGUGCUGGUAUUUAGUAUAGAGGGAGGCAGUGGUGUAUUCUGGUUUUGUGCUGCCCUAGGCAGGACAAAACUCAGGCGCCCCCCAACCGCGCGCGACCCCCACCCAUCCCUUCCCCCCCGCCCCCUAAAUACACACACAUAUAUACACACACACACACCUUUUGGGAGUGCUGGGGGUGGAAGGGGUUCUCUAUCUCCCUGGGGGUCCAGUGGCUGCUGGGCGGGCGGCAUUGACGGGCAGGCGGCUGGCGAGGGAGCACUUCAGAGUGAGACUGGGAGCCGGAAUAUGACGUCCUAUUCUGGCUCCCAGCCUCACUCUGCGGCGCGUGAGGGAGCUGAGCAGACCGCUCAGAGGAAGAGCUCCUUCGCCAGCCGCCUGCCCGUCAACGCCGCCCGCCCAGCACAGCAUGUUAGUUAGCCACAAUGCUAACAAGGCAUUUGUCCUGGGCAUUUGGGGGACGGCUUAUUUUGCCGCCCACUGGAAAAUGCAGCCCAAGGCAAAUGCCUUGUAUGCCUCGCGGCUAAAACGUCCCUGGAGGGAGGGGGUGCUGGUAUUUAGUAUAGAGGGGGGACGACUGGGAUUUAGUAGGGGGAAUGCUGUUUAUUUUGUAUACUGUACUUUUCAAAACAAACCUGCGUUUCUAUGAAAAUGUAAGGUUUUGUAUUUUUUUGCGACCCACAUUAACCUAAACCUUGUUUAUGUGGCCAUGCUAGACUCUGGGUUUGACAUGCUUGCCUUAAGGUGAGCCAGUCCCAGGCAUCUCCUGGCACCAUAACGACAUCAUUUCGAUUAAAUUGUUAUAGUGUGCAGUGUCCCUUUGAAAUGCUCCUUUAAAAAUUUCCUUCACAAUGUAAUGUUAAUUGUGUUACUUGCAAAGCUAUGCAAUAUGAAGUUUAGCCCAUCAAGUUCCAAAUCAGUUUUGUUCAGCAUUGUUUUUAUGUACCAGUGAUUCAUUCCAUGUCCCUGUAUCGCCACACAGGGAGUAUAAAUGUUGCCGUUUCCCUUCUAAACACUAGACUUUAAUUUAUAAAAGUGCUACUUUCUAUUGAAAUCUGUACUUUUUGUAAAUUGAAAAAGAGGAUGCACUCUUUACACAUUACGUUUUUACGUUUUUACGUUCCUGUAAAGGGAUAAAUAAUAUUAAAUACCCAAUGAGUGCAGGAUGAAUUACCAUGGUACAGGAGUCAGCAGCAUUCUAUAGCAUACAUCCUGUUGUAGAGGAAUCCAUAUUUUCCUGCUGGAGAAAGCGGACUGCAUGUUUAAAAAAAAAAAAUUAAAAAAAAAUGACUUUUCAAAAGCAGACAUGUAAACUCAACAGCACCUGUCCUCCCACCCCACUUUUGAACAUUGAUUAUAUGCUCUCAGGAUGCGGUAUGUCUCUCCUAGGCACUCUGGGUGUACAAGAGAUGGUACAGCCUAUGUGCCCCUGCUCUUAGGAACCUGCAGGCACACUGCUCAAAAUCCAGCAGAGCCUCCACUGCACCCCAUACUGUACUGACUUCAUUGCUGCUGUGCACUCUAUCUGACUGUCACAGGACAGCUUCAGGUCUCCACACUGGGUCUAGGGGCAAAGGUGAGAUCCCAUAUGUGUGCAAGUAGUGAGUGGAGAGGUCCAAAGUAGUGACCAGCUGCAAACCUAUUGUCCUGGUGCGCCCCUCUUCCCCAACCAAGGCCCAGUGUACAUUAUUUCCAUGCCCAGGUUCAGUAAAGGUGGCUACGACACUCGCAGGGAAAGCAUACCUACACUGCUCCCAUGGGGCAGGUUGUUGACAAUGCAGAGCCGCAGGUUGGGUAAACAUAGUUAAAAUUAUUUACUCGAACAAGGAUAACCUCCUCUCCCCCAGUCCAAAGGAGUGGGGCUUGUUCAAGGCAGAAAGAACCAUUUGGCAAGUGCAGUGUUCAGAAGCCUGCAUUCAGGGUCACAUUUAUUUUUAGGCUUGUCUCCAAAACUUUGAAAUUGGCCCACAGAUACAUAUCCGCAGCACUCCCAGUUCUUCUAUGUACGAUAUUAGGCAGCUCAUGGCAUGGUGGGCAUCAGGCCUAAUAACUCUUGUUUUCCAGCAGUAAUCUCCAAAAUAAUGGGUUUGUUGCAUACCACAAGACUUGGUAAAAUUAAUACUGGCCAACAACAUCCGAAUGGGAGAAGCAGAAGAUGGCAUCUAUUCAGCUUGAUGGCCAAAUCCUUCCCCUAAACGUUGCUAUUUGUAUGAUUAAAGGACCACUAUAGUCACCCAGACCACUUCAGCUCAAUGAAGUGGUUUGGGUGUCAGGUCCCUCUAGUGUUAACCCUGCAGCUGAAAACAGCAGUUUGAGAGAAACUGUUAUGUUUACACUGAGGGUUAAUCCUGACAGCCACUCGAGGCCACUUCCGCGAUUCUUACUGUGAAAACCACAGUGAGAAGACGCUGGACGUCCCUAGGAAAGCAUUGAGUAAUGCUUUCCUAUAGGCGGUUUGAAUGCGCAUGCGGCUCUUGCUGCUCAUGCGCAUUCGGCACUGACGUCAGCAGGAGGAGGAGAGGUCACCAGCGCCGAGGAAGCCUGGCGCUGGAUUAGGGUAAGUGGCUGAAGGUUUUUUUUACCAAUUCAGCCCAGCGGGAGGGGGGCAGUGAGGGUUGUGGACACCUAAUAACCCUAUAGUGCCAGGAAAACGAGUUUGUUUUCCUGGCACUAUAGUGGUCAUUUAAUGCUAUGCACUAGAUAAAAUGACACUUCAUUAUUUUUGGAGAAUGCUGCUCCAGAAGGUUUCUGUACUUGGUUACCCUGGUGAUGCUGGGCUUAGCUCACUGGCUGAGCGCUCUUAACUGAUUAUUUGAGCCAGUGCUUAGUUUAUAGGACCUAACAUAUCUCCAUGCAGGAGCUUCCAGCUCUUCUGGAAGCUUGGACCGGUGCCUGGUAGAAGGCAGUUAAGUUGUCAAACCAUUCUCUGUUUGACUACUUACCCUGGGAGGGUGUCAGGGCACUACUGGCACCAUAAGCACUAUAAAGUGCUUCAGUAGUUAUGGUGCUUAGUGUUCCUUCGACAUCUACUUUAAAAGCUUUUAUUUGAAAUGGCACACUGAGGCAUGCUAAGAUUAUUAUAAUUUUUUUAUUUACAUUUUUUACAAAAGUCAAGUGAUUUGCCUGUUAAUGUGUUUGGUAAAUCAAAUCAAGUCAGCUUGAUUUUCAUAUUGGCUGUUUUGACCUGAUAUUUGAUCUUAAUUCCAGAAUUUUUUUUGUGACAGAGCUGAUUUUAAAGUGCCAUUGAACAUAAUGUUAAUGCAUAAUAUUUUCAAGUGGUCUGUCUCGAAAUGUGGAGUGGAUUAUAUUGUUCAGAAAAUCACUUUCUACAUGGUUGAUUUUGCUGCUUAGAGAGAUUACCUUUUGCAUAUAUAAUAGAAACCCAUUUGAAAAUAAUGUUUUUGGUUUGAAGGGAAAGUGAUGUAUUCUUUUUGAGAUGCAUAUGAACUGAACCCCAACCAAGGUGCCUGCAUAGAUUAGUCUAGUCUAAGCACAGUGUGUGCUUCAUUCAAUAAAUCUUUCAUCUCAAAAAUCUCUUCACCAACGUACAUCUUAAAAUUCUGAAAAGGUCCAUCACCAAAAGAAGAUGACCCACUCUGUUGCUUGAGCGUUGGCACUGUUCUGAAAUAGGACUUGCUGAAGUACAGAGCGUAUAGCUACAGUUGCAUAUCAUAUUAGGAUUGCUAAUCUUUCUCUUUAGAGUCAGAUUUUAAUAAAUAAAACACAAAAAUAUUUUCAUUAUUUUUUUUUUCUUUUAGUGGUAUAGCUUACGCACUGCACUGGCUUGUUAAAAUGCUGCUGUUUUAGAAACUUUUUACAUAAUUUUCUUUUAUUAUUUUUCAAUAGAUUAAUAUAUAUUUACAUUUGAAGAGAAAGUCUCUUGCUUGCUGCGUUAAAGUAAAUCCUCUCCCUGCUUUGCACGUUCUUCCUCUCAUUUUACAUAUUGUUGUGCCUAGGUGAAGUUUUAAGUAACAGCCAAACUUACGCUAUCUGGUUUAAUUUCGGUUGUUGUCUUGUCAUGCUGCCUGCACUAUGUGAUUUUUGCAACAGUAUAAAGCAUCAUACUGUAAAACCCUUGCGCUAUGUUAUAAUAAAUUUAUCUUGCGCUCAUAACUAAUUUUCCCUCUAGCGUUUUCUUUUUAUUAUUAAUUUUGAAUGUGACAUACAUCAGUAUACGGGUUUUGCUAUGUUAUGAGGCUUGCGCAGAAGCCAGAGGUUGCAUAUUUAAAACAGAAGUUUGUGUUUACAUCAGUUCGGCCUACGCAGAAGCCAUUAUCAGCUUGGUUGUACAAUUACGUUUUAUACACUAUAAACAAGAUCAUAUUCUGUCACUUUUUCAUUUUUGUAACAACAGUAAAUACAAUAAGAGUAGAUAGACAGAAGGGUAGAGAGGAAAGAGAGCAACCUAGGAGGGAAAGGCAAUCCUCCCAAUGUAUACUAUUAAUGUUGGCAGUGGACCUUGUUUGCUGGCAGGAUUGUAUUUUUCACUGGGUUGCAUCAAUGGUCCACGUUUCCUGUGCGUCGCACUUGUAUGUGUUCACACUCUCCAGAUGUGCCAUCAGUGUUUACUCUGUAGCCUCCAGGGCGUGUUUAUUUAGGAUGUGUUUUAUUUAGCCAUUUAUAGCAGCUGCGUUCAGAGGGGGAGAAUGGGUUUAUAGUAAGGGGAGGAGUGGGAGGAGGCCUCGAGGGGGUGUAGGACCUACUGUUGGGAGGAGGGAAGGGUCUGUCAGGGUGGGUCAGCUGUAAUUCCUCUAAUGGGGAUUAAGUCUGGGUUCAAGAGUCAAUAUAGUCUUCCCACGGUUCCCACACCUUGAGAAAGUUUGUAUACGUAUCACGCACCUGUGCCGUGAGUUUGUCCAUGAGAAAGGCUUCUUUAAUGUUGCCAAUUACUCUGUCCAUGUGCGGGGUAUCUACUUUAAGCCAUGUCUGCGCCAGGGCGCGUCUGGAUGCCAAAUUGAUUUUGUUUAAGAGCUUUUGUUCCUUGUUGGGGAGAUUGUCAAUUGGUUUGGCUAGUAGGCAAGUCCAGGGGUCCGGUUGUAUUGUUUUUUUCAGUAUUUCUUUCAGAAGGUUAGUUAUGUCGCUCCACAGUUAGCGUUUUCUGUCUUGUGGAAGCUAGUGCAUGUUGGAUUAUAUAUGUACGUUGUUUGCUGGUUAAUCAGAAUCUAAAUUUAGUUUAAAGGAUCACUAUAGUGUCAGGAAAACAAAGCAGUGGGUCCCCCUCCCAUGGUGCGGAAGGCAGCUUACCUUAUUCCAGCGCCGGGCUCCCUCUGCGCUGGUGACCUCUCCUCCGAAUGCGCAUAUGUGGCAAGUGUCGUGCACGCAUUCAAUGUGUCCACAGGAAAGCAUUUCUCAAUGCUUUCCUAUGGACGCUCUGCGCGAUGGAGGCAUAAUAUGCCUCUAGUGACUGUCCGGAAGAUAACCACUAGAGGCUGGCUUAACUCCAAAUGUAAACAUAGCAGUUUCUCUGAAACUGCUAUGUUUGCAUCUGAAGGGCUUUAAGAUGGGUAAUGGUAGAACUGCACUUUAGUCAGGUGAGAUUAUAUUAUUUCUAGAAUAUUACUCGGUUGUGGUUACAUAGUUUCCAACCCAAGUCUCGCCAGGGAAUAAACACAGCAACCUGUUCCCUGUAGCAUUCAGAAAAUACUGUAUCAGGAAGCAUUUGAAUAUUUCUGUUUAAAGCUGUGUACAAGUUUGCAUUGCAUUCCUUUUCCAUUUUUAUUUAUUUUCUAUUAAUAAUCUUAUAAUUAAAGGAAAACUAUUGCAUUAAGAAUACAAUGCUCUAUUCUUUUUUUUUUUUUUCAGUGCAUGAAUAAACAAAACAGGCCUGUAAUGCCACAACAGCAUGAGCAGACAACACAGUUAACAAAUGUUAACAUAAGUGGCAUUCUAAUGUAAAUAACUAAUUUUUUUAUAUGGUGUUGCUUUAUGCAGUACCCACAAGUGUGUGGAGUCUGAUGCAGUACAUACAACGGUGCACUAGUAGGCAUAUUUGUAGGUAUAGUUGUCUAGAAAGUGGGCCCGUGGGUUGUUUGCAACACAUCAUGCUGGGCAGCUUAGGUACCAGCCUUGUGCAGGUUUACUGAAGGGUUGGUGCUCUGCUGAGCCAGCUAUUGGGAGUAGUGUCGGCUCUGUCAUGAGCAAUGUGGGACAUUAAUUGCUAUUGUCUGGGUUGUGGCUAGAGGGACUAGUAAAGGGUUGGCUGGGCUGUUUAAGGAACCGCUUGGGAUAUAUGGGCCAGUCGGCUGUGCAGUACUGUAAGGCUUCGGGGUGUAAUUUAAAACCUCAAGUUGGUCUAUCUUAACUUAUUCACCAGUCUACCCUGCCUUUGAUUCCUACCGCACUGUGUAACCAAAGAACAUACGCUCUGGGGACCCCUAGCUCACCCUGUCUGAGGAAACCAUGGUGACUAUUUAAUAAAAGAUCCACAGGUGUGAUUUAGCAGACUGCUGGGUGAGCCUUGUGUUCCAAAGAGGGGAAUUGUGGUGGAUAAUACCUGAACCAAGUCUCAAGCUACAAAUGACCAGUCUGUUUAAAAAUUGGCUAACUUGGUUCAUGAUAUGCUCUGAACUUUACUCUAGUUUUGGUGUCUGGCACGUAAGCACAUUCUCUUUUUCUCUUGACAUCCUCUGGCUUCUGAGGAGACGAUUGCAGCUGUCACCCUCACCCCCCUGUAGUCAGUUGCACCUGUACACAUAGUAUUAAAUAGGCAUAAGUGAAUUAAACAUGCCCAUUAACAUAGGUAAACUUUGAACCAAGUGGAAAUACACUCCCGUUGUAUGGGGGUCUGCAAGCAGCAGGUAAGAGGGCUCUGGCCUCAGGUGCUGACUGUGGCAUAAGUGUCAGAGAAGGCCCUCCGAGGUGUGAAUGACUGGACGUUCGCUGGAUCCCAUUUGGGGGUUGCUGCAGUCCCAGGGUGGCCAGGUUGUGGCAAAGAGUCUCUGGUAGGCUCAAGGUGUUGGCUUUGUGCAGGCCCUGCACCAUGUGGGGGGUUUCUCCUUGCUGGAUCUGUAGGGACCAUGGCGAGCGCCAAUGGUAUGGCAGGCUGUGAGCUCGGAGGAGAGCAGUGAAGGGCUGCAAAAACUUACGCCGUAUUAGAGUUUCUCCAGAAAGAUCCUGGUAGAAUGCAAGUGUCAUAUUUUUCGAACAUGAACGGAGCUUUACCCCUUAAUGCAGCCUGGACCACCAUCUUAUUCGCCAUGUUGUGGAAUCGUACCACUAAGUCCCUACGCGCUGUUGCCGCAGCCCGUCGGGCUUUUGGGAUUCGGAAGACCCCAUUUAAAAAACAAAUUUCACAUCCCAAUCCUGUUGCUUUCUGCACCUGGCGUAAUCUACCCAAAAAGCAGGAACUUUUUGUAACUUUUUUUUUUUGUAUACUUUUAUUUGGAGUUUUUAAGAUAUUUAAAGAGGGAACGAGACAUGAAAUAGUCUACCACCAUCAAAAAGUUAGAUAACUUUAUUUUUUUGAGAUGUUUGAAGUAUUUAAUAAUGUCAGGCCAAGUUUUAUAUUUCCUGGGCAUAUCUACUGUUCUUAAAACUAGUGUGGGAGUCGUUUCUGGUUUUGCUGAAGUCCCUACAUUUCCUUUGUAGCCACCCCCACCCCCAUCUAACUCCUCUACUUCAUGAAGUGAACUGCCAGAUCUGUAACACAGGUAUAUUUCAUCAGAAAGCCUGUGCAGGGGAUUGAUAAAAUAUUUGAAUAUUGUCUAUGAAUGCUUUUAAUUUACAUUAAUAAAAUCUCUAUACAUCCUUAUUUAUUUUUUUUGGAUGCUCUUUUUAGUAUGGCCCUCCACACCUGAUUUAUACCUAUUCCUAUGAGUGCAUGGAGCACCAUUCCACAGCUGCUCUUUAUUAAAUGCUGUCCUUAAUGGGAAACUCCACUGCCCGAAUACACAAAUAAAUAAAAACCACGGUUUAGUAGAUAUACUCCAAAUAAAAACAUGCAUUGAUUUUGUUUUGUUUUUUUAAAGAUAUACUUAAAAGCCCUUUGCAAAAGCUGCAGUCCUUUUGUCUAUCUUUGCAAGCUUUCCUUUUCUUUCCCAGCCCAGACUUUGUGCGGCUGUCAUAUCAGACUUCCCAGUGCAGUUCAAUGAGAAGUCUUUGUAAGACAGGUGCUCUGGGAAAUUGCUGCCAAACUGGGAAGUAAUAAGACUGGUAGUCAACUUGAUAGCUAAUGGGUUUAACCAAGUUUAAUUUAUAAAAGUGGCAAUAUCUAUCGGAAAAAAAAGGACCACCCAUCACACAUAAAGCAUUCCUGCAAGCUAAAGUUCUUUAGGGGUCUGGAGUAUACCUUUUUUUUUUUUUUUUAUUUACCCCAUUUACUGCUUCCAGAAGAAGAGCUGAACAGUGAGAAUUGUACGGUCUGUCUCCCGAACAUCUUAAAUGGCAUAUUAAUAUAUAGAGAGGAAAUUAAUUGAUGAAAGGCAGUCACAUGUAUGUCUUUGUUCUGCUGAGUUUAGGGACCCCGCACUGCACAUUAUGAUUUUUAUUAUAUGGUGUGAUAAUACCCCUUUGGUACACAAAUUAAAACAUGAACUUCCUGUUGCCAUAUUGUACUAACAAUUUAAUAAACCUACAGGGUUAUUCACUAAAGUUCACCUGGACUGCAAAAUUUGGACAUUGUUGAAUUGUACUGACAAUUUAAUAAACCUACAGGGUUAUUCACUAAAGUCCGUCUGGACUGCAAAAUUUGGACAUUGUUGAAUUCCAUCAACAGUCACUGGAUUGUGUAAAUCCGUUCCUAAAUGGACCUGAACUUGUUCCAGAUUUCAACGGUACCGAACGCAGCUGGACAUCUGAAGUCCAGAAGGAAUUAAAGGACCACUAUAGUGCCAGGAAAACAUACUCGUUUUCCUGGCACUAUAGUGCCCUGAGGGUGCCCCCACCCUCAGGGUCCCCCUCCUGCCCGGCUCUGGAAAGGGGAAAGGGGUUAAAACUUACCUUUUUCAAGCACUGGGCGGAGAGUUCUCCUCCCCGUCGGCUGAAUGCGCACGCGCGGCAAGAGCUGCCCGCGCAUUCAGCCGGUCACAUAGAAAAGCAUUCAUAAUGCUUUCCUAUGGACGCUGGCAUGCUCUCACUGUGAAAAUCACAGUGAGAAGCACGCAAGCGCCUCUAGCGGCUGUCAAUGAGACAGCCGCUAGAGGGAAUGGGGGAAGGCUUAACCCAUUCAUAAACAUAGCAGUUUCUCUGAAACUGCUAUGUUUAUGAAAAAAUGGGUUAACCCUAGCUGGACCAGGCACCCAGACCACUUCAUUAAGCUGAAGUGGUCUGGGUGCCUAGAGUGGUCCCUUAAUUAAAUCCAUGCCCAGUGGCUUCAGCUCCAAACCUGGAUUUAAAAAAAAUAAAACUGAACUAUUUGCCUGCUGGCAGCAUUUGCAGCCAGUCAUGAAAAUGGAUAUAAAAAACAAACAAUCAAAAAACAAAACUCAGUGGCACAAUGGUUAAUUAUGCGACGGCUGGCCAGUGCUUGCUAGGCAGCUGCCACACUAAAUAAAUUUAAAUCCUGUAAGGUGUCAUUACACUUAUGGGUGUCAAUAUACUAUCAUGGAGGUGUUUUACUUCCACAUGUCUCCUCUUAUGUUUUUUUAACAUUUUUAACUAGGGACUGACUGAUAUAAUUUCUUCCAGAACCAAUGCCAAUACAGAUUAUUGGUCGCCUCUCGGGCCGAUUGCCGAUAACUGGUGACAAUGUCCUGUAUGUUUUAGAGUUCUGAAAAAGCUGCACAAAUCUGGCAUUAACUGAACAUGCUGACCGCAAUAACACUCCUAUUACUCUGCCUGACAGCUAGCCCAGUACAUUACAAGAGAAUAUUCACCAUCAAGCUUUCCUCUAAAUUCUGCAGCAGGGGACCCACAGGGAGGGUGACGUGAGGUGGCAAAAUGGUGCCUUGCUAGCUGGCAGAUGGAGUUUCCAGAUGCGGAAGAUGGUGUGCGGUGACUUGGAGAGGUGAGUAAGUUAUAAGACCAAUACCGAUUAUCUGCAGAUUAUUGGUUCUAAUAAUAGGCAGAAAUUAUAUUCUGUCUAUUCCUAGAUUGAACAUUUAUUGUACAGAAGUUCAAGAAUAUUAUAGUGGUAGGAAUACAGGUUUGUAUUCCUAAUGAAAUGCUGUUCUUUUAAAGCACGGUCACUUGCAGAGAGUUCUUAGUGUUAAAGAGCUUGUUCUCUUUCUCUUAUUUUAUAAAAGUGUUGAUUUUAAUAGAAAUCCUCACUUUUAUUAUUGACCUACGUUGUAUCUCGUAAGCCAGCUGACUUUUCUUCCUCAAUUGCUGAGAGCAUUUACAUUUGUAGUGAGGACUUCUGCGGAAGCACUGGAUUCAGUGGUUCUCUGUGAGACGCAUUGGCUUGGCGUGGGAAAUCUACUGCCUGAAGUAUAUAAUCUGUUGAUCCACCUUUUACAGUGUAUCUGUGAAACAAACAUUAUUUCAUUACAGAUACAACUUGAUUUACUUAUGAUUGAUAUUCUGCUGUGGUCCUACUUUGAUUUAAGCAAAUGGAACUUUCAAAAAUUAAAUACUGGGUGGGGGGUGGAGCUUGACCUCUGAGCUGCAUGGACUCACUCCUGUAGAGCUCCCAAGACUUGGCGACUAAACCUGCUCAAUCUGAGAUCCCACAGGUUCAUCCACGCCUGUGGCCACUUCUCAUUUCACCCCCGUUCUGUAGACUACCAGCUGUUGCCUUUCCAAAUCACACAAAAGGGGAAGAAAACACAGAGGGUCUUGGGCCUACCUCGAUUUCCGAGCUUUGGAAGCUGCCACCCUGGUUCCGGGGCUGCCUGCCGACAAACAGCGCAUUUCCCUAAUAAGGCAAGGGAAUUGUGCACACCCCACCAAUGGGGGGCGACGGUCUUAGAAACCGCAUCUCAGUGCGAGUUAUGACUCCCCUCUGCUCCCAAAGUGGCGGCCAGAAUAGACGCGGAUGCGCAGCCCAGAGGCUUAUGUUAGGACCAAAGUGAGACGCUGAAGUCCGCCAUCCCUGUGUCACUCGUUGAACGGGAAGCAGAGCGAGAUGCACUUGCACCAGCUACCAAGCAGGACAUGCUAAACCUACUAUGAGAAAUGAGACAAACAACAAAUGCAGACCUGGGAUUUAAUUGGGACAGAAGUCCAAACAGUGACCGAACAAACACGAUAUCAUAGACAUAAGGCAAGCGGUAACAGGUCCCUGCAAUAAGUACAGUCCUCUCAGUCUGCACUAAUUAUGAGACUCUGCACCCGGACUCCAUCUAAUCGACCAAACUGACACAUUAUCUUCAACGUUUUCUUACUACCAUCCUGCCACACUCUCAUACCAUAAAAACUGAGCUUGAUGGCUUUUUUCGUAUCCACAAACCCAAGUAAGCUCCCUCCUCUGCUUCCCAAAACGUAAUUAUGAGGUAUGGCUCUGUAUCGGAUAAAAAAUGCAUUUUGAAUGCAGUGAAGGGAAAAACCCUGCUGGAUUUUGAGACAUCUUGGCUCACCUUCUUUCAGGACUUAACCCGAAAUACUCUGCAGUGGUGAAGGUCCUUUAGUGCAGUAACGAGCCAGCUACGAGACACAGGCGUGGACUAUCGAUGGUCCCCACUUAGAGCUAUAAUCACUAUCCAGAAUGGAACCACGCUGAGACUUACAUUGCCGGCUGAGUCCCCUUCUUUCUUCCAUGCAUUGGGAAUAAUACUCCGGCUGUUUCUACCUGAGAGGCCUGGGAUCCAGAACGAACAACACCUUCCAUCCCCGUGGCAGUGAUGGCACGAAUGCUGGGAUUUGAACUCCUGUAGCACCGCAAGCAUAUGUCUCUUUUUACUGUUUUCUUUUAAUUGUGUUCAUGUUUAUUUUUCAUUUCCAUGUUGAUAUAACUGCCGGUGACUCCAAUCUUAUUAGCCUGUUGCUCCAUAGCAGGGAAUCUACCCAACCAUGAAGGAGCCAUACGUUCUCAAGUGAGAUCCAUUUACCCCCGUGACCCGCUAGGUUAGGGGAUAUAACUCUACUGAACCGCAAAGUAUGCAAUCUCCUGGUACCUUAAAUGCCCUACAAUAAAUAAAUAUGACCCCUCACACUGGUUGCGAAUACAGAUUGUUUUCCACGGCUCUUAAAGGCCACGUCUUCUCCUAAUAACGCUUCUCCUUUAAUAUGGGUAUCUCGCCUAGCAAUAGAUUUAUGCUCCAAAUACUCCAGGAUGCAUGCUAGCCAAAUGAAUGUACUCGUACAUCUUUUAUAUGACUUGUCUUACAAGAGUGAGACGCUUUUCACACAGUUUUGGUGUCUUAUUCUACACUUGUUGUGUGGUUACUAUAGCAUUAUAUGUUACAGUAAUAUUGACACUCCUCAUCUUGUAAUUCUUGACAUACCAAAGAUGAAAAAAAGAGGUUUUUUGAAUCUGAUGGUUGAUAACUAAUAAAGCGAUUUUACUGUAUUUCGUUGUCAAUGCAAAUAAUCUGUCACUUGUAUAUCUUUACCUCAAUAAUAAACAGACUGACAAAAAAUUUAAAAAAAAAAAAUUUAGAUGCUGGGCAAUAUUUUCCAGCCUGUAGUUUGCCUAUUUCACUAUUUAGUGAAUAAAACAUCUCAUCUGAAAGGCUAUCACUAGGCUGUAAUGUAAACACUGCAUUUUCUCUGAAAAGACCGUGUUUACAGUAAAAAACCUGAAGGGAAUUAUUCUACUCAUCAGAACAAAUUCAAUAAGCUGUAGUUGUUCUGGUGACGAUAGUGUCCCUUUAAGUUUAAUGCAUCUAGUAUAUUAUACUUGAAUUUAUUAACACUCCCCUCCCCACCCAAUGCUUCGAGAUGCAAGAUGUAUUACUGCAUUUUGCAAGACCUAGGCUGUUUGGGAAUCAUGGCGAUGAUUUGAACUAUGUCAGUGAGUUGUGGAAAACCAGACCAUAAUCUAAGGGGUGUAAACUAAUUAUGCACAUCUGCCGGCAAGCUACGGGAAGAACGCCAGUCGUCAACAAUGGCCCAUAAAAACAAGUAUGCAGUGUUUUUGAAGGGAAGGCUAUGUUUUGUGUGUGUUUUCCUUCAUAUGACACUAGAAAUGCAUUGGCACUUAAUAGUGAACAAUAUUUUUUUUUUCUGUAUCUACCUUCAAAAUACUUUGGGCAUAAUUAUACUGACUCUGUAUCAGAAUUCCAUGUGCUGCACACAUACGUUCUGUAUUUUAUUAAUUUUCUCUGAGCAUCAUAACCAUCAGGGUUCGACCGAUAUUGAUUUUAUUUUAGAGCCGAUAAUGAUCUGUGAACUUUCAGGCCGAUAGCCGAUAAUUUACCGAUAUUCUGUACAUUUACCGUUUUGAAAAAAGAAACUAUUUCUACACAAAUCUACUGUUUAUUAUUUUAUUUUUUUUGCAAAUCUUUUUUUAUUAAGGUAAAUGCACAAAGUAUACAUGCCAGUUAGAAUUGUUUUAUGGUUUUUAAGAAUAUAUAUGUGUGGUAUGUGUACGUGUUUGUGUAGUGGGUGCAGUGUGUGUGUUUAAAUAUAUGGGGAAGGAAUCUGUGGAUUUUCUUUAUUUUAUAAAUAAAAAUAAUUUUAUAUAAUUACAUAUAAUUUUUUUAUUUUAUUCCCCCCCUCCCUGGCCACAGGUACAUAGGGCAUUACACUCCCUGGUGGGGAGUAAGGGGUGCCAUGUGUGUGAUGAGUGCAGUUUGUAUGUAUGAGGGGCAUUGUGUGUGUGGUGGGGGGGGCAUUGUUUGAAUGAGGGGUGCAGCGUGUGUGUAUAUGGGGGGCAGUGUUUGUAUGAGGGGGCAGUUGGUGUGUGUGGCUAUAUGUGUAUGGGGGGGCCAUGUGAGAAUGUUUAGGGUGUUAUUGUGUGUGUGGUAGGGAGGGAAGCAGAUCAAUGCAAAUAUAACUUUUCUUCUAUGUUUAAAAAAAAUUAUAUAUAUAUAUAUAUAUAUAUAUAUAUAUAUAUAUAUAUAUAUAUAUAUAUAUAUAUAUAUAUAUAAAAAAAAUAUAAACAAGGUGCACUCACAGGUCUUCUUAAGUACGUGAUAAAUUUAUUCCAGCGUGCAAAUUAUUUAUGCCACAAUUUAAUGAUGAUCAACGUUUCGACCCAUAAAGGGUCUUUUUCAAGAUCUUGAAAAAGACCCUUUAUGGGUCGAAACGUUGAUCAUCAUUAAAUUGUGGCAUAAAUAAUUUGCACGCUGGAAUAAAUUUAUCACGUACUUAAGAAGACCUGUGAGUGCACCUUGUUUAUAUUUUUUAUAUUUAUCAACGCCAGAGGUGGGCACCCAGGCAAGAAUAUUUUGAUUUUUUACAAAGGGUGAGUGCCAAGUUCACGUUUUCUUUUUAUUUAUAUAUAUAUAUAUAUAGGCAAGAAUAUUUUGAAAUUUUUUACAAAGGAUUUGUGAGUGCCAAGUGUCAUGUUUUCAUCUUAUCCUAAAUUGUGUUCCAAGCAGUUGUAUACUGCAAACACAAAUUAAAAGGAAUCCAUGUUUAAAAUGGAAUGAGGCAAAAAUGUGAUUCUUUGUUAAACAAAUUUGCAUAUGCCCACCCAGAAUCCUUUGCGGUUGUAACAUCACUGCUGAUUUGGGAUUUCUGUGGGAAAAGCAAGUCUUAUGGCUUGACUGGUGUGCAGAUUUUUGUUUAGCAUUGUAUUAACUAUCCACAAACUUCAGGUGGAAGGGGUUUUUAAUCACAAUUUUUCCCCACCAUAACCUAUUUGAAUUUUGCUUCCCAAGCACUACCAAGCCUCACUAAGCAAACCAGUAACCAACCUCAUGCUGAAGAGUUGCAUUAACAACGAAACAGUUGUCCAUGAGUGGUUCACUGGUUUUGCAUUUUAUCCUAAAUUGUGUUCUUGUACCUGCCACAAAUUAAAUAUUUUUUAUAUUUAUCAAUGCCAGAGGUGGGCACCCAGGCAAGAAUAUUUUGAUUUUUUACAAAGGGUGAGUGCCAAGUUCAUGUUUUCUUUUUAUUUAUUUAUAUAUAUAUAUAUAUAUAUAUAUAUAUAUAAAAUAUAUAUUUAAUACAAUGCUAAACAAAAAUCUGCACACCAGUCAAGCCAUAAGACUUGCUUUUCCCACAGAAAUCCCAAAUCAGCAGUGAUGUUACAACCGCAAAGGAUUCUGGGUGGGCAUAUGCAAAUUAGUUUAACAAAGAAUCACAUUUUUGCAGAUGCAACACACUUUUUGCAUCUUAUCCUAAAUUGUGUUCCAAGCAGUUGUAUACUGCAAACACAAAUUAAAAGGAAUCCAUGUUUAAAAUGGAAUGAGGCAAAAAUGUGAUUCUUUGUUAAACUAAUUUGCAUAUGCCCACCCAGAAUCCUUUGCGGUUGUAACAUCACUGCUGAUUUGGGAUUUCUGUGGGAAAAGCAAGUCUUAUGGCUUGACUGGUGUGCAGAUUUUUGUUUAGCAUUGUAUUAACUAUCCACAAACUUCAGGUGGAAGGGGUUUUCAAUCACAAUUUUUCCCCACCAUAACCUAUUUGGAUUUUGCUUCCCAAGCACUACCAAGCCUCACUAAGCAAACCAGUAACCAACCUCAUGCUGAAGAGUUGCAUUAACAACGAAACAGCUGUCCAUGAGUGGUUCACUGGUUUUGCAUCUUAUCCUAAAUUGUGUUCCAAGCAGUUGUAUACUGCAAACACAAAUUAAAAGGAAUCCAUGUUUAAAAUGGAAUGAGGCAAAAAUGUGAUUCUUUGUUAAACUAAUUUGCAUAUGCCCACCCAGAAUCCUUUGCGGUUGUAACAUCACUGCUGAUUUGGGAUUUCUGUGGGAAAAGCAAGUCUUAUGGCUUGACUGGUGUGCAGAUUUUUGUUUAGCAUUGUAUUAACUAUCCACAAACUUCAGGUGGAAGGGGUUUUCAAUCACAAUUUUUCCCCACCAUAACCUUUUUAUAUAUAUAUAUAUAUAUAUAUAUAUAUAUAUAUAUAUAUAUAUAUAUAUAUAUAUAUAUUUUCAAUAAUCUCCCUUUUCCCUCCUUACCUUUGGCCUGGGAGAGGGAGACAUUGCUUUCCAUCCCUGGUGGUCCGGUGUGGAUGCCCUGGUGGUCCCAGUGGUUAGAGUGAACUCUGCAGGUAAGGGCUCCCCCUGGUCCUCUCUCCCUCCCCUGCCAGCAGAGUAAGGAGAUCACUGAUAGGCCGAUACCGAUAUUGCUGUAAAUGCAGAAUAUCGUCCAGACCGAUAAUCAAUCAAUCCCUAAUAAUCAUUACCAUUAUUGUAUUUUGGGGGAUCUGCCUGGCCAUCAAGGCAGGUGUCACUGAGGUGUCAUUGCAAUCAGAUGACCAUUCAUAUUUUGCCAGAAUUCAUAACAUCCCAGCAGAAAUACCACAGAAUUUAAUUAGCAAGUCCAAUAUUUGACCCUGUACCUUUCUGAAACCCCAUACAUUUGUACAUGGGUGGUACUGUUGUACUCUUGAGACACAACUGAAAACAAAUGUGAGUGUUUUAGAGUAGUAAUGAUGAUGCUUUAAGUGUUAAGAAUUUGUGUAGGGGAAAAAUGCAAUAAAAGAUAUGAACACAAGUAGGGAUCGACCGAUAUUUAUUUAUUAAAUUUGUUUAGUACCGAUAAUCUGUGAACUUUCAGGCCAAUAGCUGAUAACUUAACGAUAUUCUGUACAUUUACCAUUUUGAAAAAAUAAACUAUUUCUAAAGGUAAAUGCACAAAAUAUACAUGCCACGUGUAGUGAAUGCAGUGUGUUUAGACAGGGGAGCUGUGUGUUUGUGUAGUAUGUGUGUAUAUAAUGAAUGCAGAGAGUGUGUGUGUAGUGUGCAUAUAGUGAAUGCAGUGUGUUUGUAUACUGAAUGCAGAGCAUGUGUAGGCAUUUAAGUUGGGGGCAAUUUUAUUUUAUUUUUAAUUUAAAAAGAAAAAGUUUUAUUUCCCCCCUCGCUCCUUGUUAUCUGGCCAGGUAUAGCAUUCCCUGGUGGUCUGGUACAGUGGGGGCCCAGCAAGCUCUUACUUACCUUCCCUUCAGUUCCCCUGUGUAAAUCUCCAGUGUGCUGCACGGAUCGUUGCCAUGGUAACCCGUGGCAACGCGCUGGCGGCCGCAGGACUCACAAGAUUUACACAGGGGAGCUGCUGGGAAGGUAAGUGAGAGCUUGCUGCGGGCCCCCCCAGGACCGCCGGGCUUGUAAUGGGCCCAGCGGUCCUGGUAUGUAUUAUCGGCAAUAUCGGUAUCUCUAUAGGCCGAUACAGAUAUUCCCGAAAAAACUAAUAUCGGCCGAUCCCUAAACACAAAAUUUGGCCUGGAAUUGUAAAUAAGUGGACCUAACCCGUUUUAAAUAGCCUGGGUUUUCAACUUUUGCAAAUGUAUGCCAUGGUUGGUGUCAUUUUCAUUCCUGGGCUGCUCAAAGGCCUCAUAGGCCCAGCAAACUACUCUGGCAUAUUUGUCCAUACAACUUUCCAAAACCCCAUGAAACCUGGAUAUGGGGUGGGCAUGUUUGUACUGCCAAGCAUAACUUGGAAAAUAAAUCAGUGUGUUAAUCUGCAGUGUAUCUCUUGCUCUGUUGAAAGCCGAGUGCAACAAUGAUCAAUUAACACAGUAGGAAAUCAUCUAAAGUUAACACACUUUCCUGUAAGAGCGGAUUGAUCAUGAACAAAUAUAUAAUUAUAGGAAAAGCUCAACUGAAAGUGGGUGAUAAGUAAUGUGCCCUUUAAGGAAAAAAAAACAGUUCCUACACCGGAUAUAUACAUAUAAUAGAAUUAAUAACUACAGGAGAAUGAAGUUGACAAAAUUGUUAAAAGUCAAAAGGGAAAAUAAUUCUAAUUCAUAACGGCUAUUUAUAGACUUUUCAACCAGAUGGUACACUCCAUGUCCCCUGCAGCACAUCAUAUAAGCAUUGUGUAUAUGCAUAUAUAACCUAAACAUAGAAUCUAUGCAAUCUAGACCAGAUUACCCAAGAAUAUAGGCAAGCUCUAAUAUACACAAUACCCCACAUUAUAAUAGAUCCAUAGUACACAGUGUUAGUCAAUAUGACACGUAACAUGGUUUCAGAAAAUUGCAGGUUAUACAUACAUUAUUCCAUAGUUAAAGGGAAACUCCAGUGCCAGGAAAACAAUCUAUUUUCUUGGCACUGCAGGUCCCCUCUCCCACCUACCCCCCAAUCCUCUGUUGCUGAAUGAAGGCGUGAGAAUCCCUUCAGUUACUUACUAGAGGCAGCGACAUGUCCCACGUCGCUGCUUCUUCCUCGGCCGCCGCUCCUCCUCUGUAUUACGUCGGCUAGUGGGAGAGACUGAUCCCGCCGGCCGGCUGGGUAAACCUAAUGCGCAUGCGCGGCAUUCAUUAGAGCUCCCCAUAGGAAAGCAUUGAAAAUGCUUUUCAAUGGUUUCCUAUGGGGAAAUUAACGACGCUGGAGGUCCUGACACAGCGUGAGGAUGUCCAGCGACGCUCUAGCACAGGUUUUCUGUGUUAUGAUGCAGGAAAUGCCCUCUAGUGGCUGUCUAGUAGACAGCCACUAAAGGGGCAGUUAACCCUGCAAGGUAACAAUUGCAGUUCAUAAAAAAACUGCAAUAAUUAGACUUGCAGGGUUAAGAGUAGUGGGAGUUGGCACCCAGACCACUCCAAUAGGCAGAAGUGGUCUGGGUGCCUGGAGUGUCCCUUUAACCAUUUUAGGAAAUAGUGGAAUAAACAAUGUUAGCAUGUAGUCAUAUAUAAAUAAUAAACAUAUUAUACAUAAUGAACAUAUGGGGCCCCAUAUAACACACAAAAAAAUAAAAAAAGAGUGUGUGAUACCAGACCCAUAGGUCCCGGGAAAAAUCCCAGCGAUUCAUAGAUGUGUGUAUCAACACCCUCAAAAAUAGAAAAAAGAUAGAUAAAAUAUGAUAUUGAUGUAAACCAAUCCAUGAACUCAGGGCAAGAAAUAACCAAUCCUAGUUCAUGGUAUGGGUACAUCAAAAAGUAAUAAUAAAUAUAUUCACACACACAUACAUAAAGAGCAAAAAAUAAACUAAACAAAUUGUCGUGUCCACUGUGAGUCUAUCUCUUUAUGGACUGAACUUGAGAAACUCCCUAUAAUUUCAGAUCUUGCUGAUCACUGUCACCCUUCUCGUGUGUGAAGAACUAUAAAAAUUAUAUAUAAAAAAAGUAAGUAAGAACUAGAACAAAAAAAGACAGAUUUUCCAGCAAAGAAUUUUAAAAAGACUGACUAUAUUAUCUAAAGCAGGCAAAAUCCCUUUCAUCAUUCAUGCCAUUUGGGAACAGUGUACCCAAUACAUCUCCCUUUGGCUUAAAAGUUUGAACCUGUUACACCUUUUGGAUGGGAUUUUAACCUGUUCUAUGCCCAAAAAUUGUAAUUGUGAAACCCGAUGUCCAGCUUCAUUAAAAUGUCGGGCCACUGAUUAGGUAACCACUCGAUUUCUAAUCACACUUUUGUGUUCCCCUAUUCUCACAGUUAGAUGCCUAGUAGUUUGGCCAACGUAACCUUUGCCACAGGGGCAUUUAAUCAAAUAGACAAUGAAGUCCGACUGACAAUUGAUAUUAGUUCUUAUAUCCAUAUUGUAGCCCAAACUAGGGUGUGCAAAUGAGGCUGAUUUUAUGACGUUAUUACAAUUUACACACCUACCGCAUCUAUACAUCCCUUUUGUCUAACCAUGUGUCUCUUUGUAUUGUCAGAAUUUGCUCUGGCAUGUAUUAAAUCCUGCCUGAGGUUCCUCGAGUUCUUAAAAGCCAUAAUUGGAACUCAGGUCCGGAUCUUCACUUAGCACAUGCCAAUGUUUUUUUAUAAUUUGUGUAACAUGGCGGGACUUAGUGGAAUAUGUGUGUACAAAUGGAAUCCGUUUUGGUUUUAUCUAAACUUCAGUCCUCGUUUUUUCCUGACUAUUCUACUCCAAAACCCUCUCCUUAGCCAUCCUUAAUGUUUCUAAGGGAUACCCUCAAUCCUUAAAUCUCUUCAUCAUUCCAUCCGCCCUUUGUUCAAAGACCUGAUAAUCAGAGAUAAUCCUCCUCAGACGCAAUAACUGUGAAUAGGGCAACCCCACUUUCAGCUGUAGGAAGUUCCUGUCUGUCGGUUUGGAAAAUAUAUCAAAAUGAAAACCAUCCAGCAUUUUCUUGACAUUGACAUCCAGGAAAUGAACCUCUGUUGGGCUAUACUCAAUGCUGGACUUUAUGAUGGGUAGCACCGGAUUGAUAAUGAAACCAUGUUUUUCCUGUUGUCUGUGUGAGUCACAGUCAAAGGAGGUGUGGCUAGGGCUGCAAAUAUACAGAAACGAAAGUAAUUAUAUCCCUAAAUGGAGCGGUGAGACUACAGGGCAUGACGCCAAAAUUGCUUCCAUAACCCCUUUAGGACAGCAGGCGUGCCGUCCUCGGGGACCCUGUUCUAAACGCCAGCAGGCGGCAUAGUAUAUCCCCGCCGUCCAGGGGACCUACCUGCUCGCUGGCGAUCCCCCGCUGGCGAUCGCUAUGGGGGGGACAGGGAUUUGCCUGUCAUCCCAGGCAGUCCUUUUGCGUCUGAUUCGGCCCUCCUGGGCCAUGUAAUUGCAAGGUCCUUGCGAGUAGGGAUCGACCGACUAUCGGUCUGGCCGAUAUUUGGUAUUUUCGGCAAUAUCGGUAUCUGCCAAUAAAGAUACCGAUAUUACAUACCAGGACCAGCAGCAAGCGCUUACUUACUCAGCAAAGCUCUGCGCUGGCUGCGAGAUUUACACAGAGGAGCUGAAGGGAGCUGCUGCGAAGGUAAGUAAGCGCUUGCUGCGGGCCCCCCACUGUACUUUCUAUGCCACUGGACCACCAGGGAAUGCUAAAUCCCCAUUCCCUGGCCAAGUAACAAGCAGGGAGACGGACUAAAAAAAAAAUAAAUAUAUAUAUAUAUAUAUAUAUAUAUAAUAAUAAAAUCCCCCUCCCCCAAAUUGCAUAAUAUACACACACUACACACACACUGCAUUAUAUAAACACACACACUUUGCAUUUAGUAUAUACACAGUGCAUUACUUUACGCACACUACACACACUGCAUUCACUUUACAUACACUACACAAACACACACUCUGCAUUCAUUGUAUUCACUAUAUACACUACACAAACACACUUUGCAUUCAUUAUAUACACACUGCAUCCACUACACAAACACAUAGCUCCCCUGUCUAAACACACUGCAUCCACUACAUGUGGCAUGUAUAUUUUGUGCAUUUACCUUUAGAAAUAGUUUAUUUUUUUUCAAAAUGGUAAAUGUACAGAAUAUCGGUAAGUUAUCAGCUAUCGGCCUGAAAGUUCAGAGUAUCGGUAUCGGCUGUGUGUAAAAAAGAUUUUAAAAAAAUUCAAUAUCGGUCGAUCCCUACUUGUGAAUAGCUGUCCAUAGCAGUGCCAGCAGGAGUGGUGCCUGGAAUGACAGUCCCUCUCCUGCCUGUAAUAAAGUAAAAUUAUAUAUAGAUCUAAGUGUGUGUGUGUGUAUAUUUUUUUUUUUUUACUUUACACAUACAUACACUGUCGAAAUGUAUUUUUAUAUAUAUAAAAAUCAAAAUACACGUAGAAUAUUAAUUAAAUAUAUAAUUAUAAUUUUUUAUUGAUGUAUAAUAUAAAUAUAUAAAUACGUUAAAAAUGAGAAAAAUUAAAUGUGUUCUUUCGUUCAAACUGUAUUUAUAUAUGUAUGUAUUUAUGUGUGUGUGUGUAUAUAUGUGUGUGUGUAUAUAUGUGUGUGUGUAUAUAUAUAUAUAUAUAUAUAUAUAUAUAUAUAUAUAUAUAUAGUUACAUAGCUGAAAAGAGACUUGCGUCCAUCAAGUUCAGCCUUCCUCACAUUUGUUGUUUGCUGUUGCUCCAAAAGAAGGCAAAAAAAAAACCGUCUGAAGCACAAUUUUGCAACAAGCUAGGAAAAAAAUUCCUUCUUGACCCCAGAAUGGCAAUCAGAUUUAUCCUUGGAUCAAGCAGUUAUUACCCUACAUUGAAAGAUUAUUUCCUUGAAUAUUCUGUUUUUGCAAGUAUGCAUCUAGUAGCUGUUUAAACAUCUGUAUGGACUCUGAUAAAACCACUUCUUCAGGCAGAGAAUUCCACAUCCGGAUUGUUCUUACAGUAAAAAAACCUUUCCUUUGCCAUAGACGAAAUCUUCUUUCUUCCAGUCUAAACGCAUGGCCUCGUGUCCUAUGUAAAGUCCGGUUUGUAAAUAGAUUUCCACACAAUGGUUUGUAUUGGCCCCGAAUAGAUUUGUAUAAUGUUAUCCUAUCUCCUCUCAGGCAACGUUUUUCUAAACUAAAUAGGUUUAAAUGUUAGCCUUUCUUCAUAGCUAUGUUCCAUUCCUUUUAUUAAUUUUGUAGCCCACAUCUGCACUUUUUCUAGUGCCAUAAUAUCCUUCUUUAGAACAGGUGCCCAAAAUUGCACAGCAUAUUCAAUAUGGGGUCUUACCAAUGAUUUAUAAAGAGGCAAAAUGAUAUUCUCGUCCCAAGAAUGAAUGCCCUUUUUCAUGCAUGACAAUACCUUACUGGCCUUGGCCACUGCUGAUUGACAUUACACAUUGUUGCAUAGUUUGUUGUCUAUAGCCAUUCCCAAGUCAUUUUCGUGUGUUGUUAUCCCUAAUUCACUUCCAUUAAGGGCAUAUGUUGCUUGUGUAUUCUUCCGAAGUGCAUAACUUUGCAUUUUUCAACAUUAAAUUUCAUCUGCCAUUUGAGUGCCCAGUCCCUCAGUCUAUCUAAAUCCCUCUGCAGCAAAGUAAUAUCUUGCUCACAUUGUAUUAUUUUACAAAGUUUUGUGUCCUCUGCAAACACUGAAACAUGACUUUCAAUGCUGUCUUCAAGAUCAUUUAUAAAAAUGUUAAAUAGAAUGGGUCCCAGAACAGACCCCUGAGGGACACCACUUGCCACCUCUGUCCAGCUUGAAAAUUUACCAUUAAUGACAACUCUUUGUACUCUGUUUUUAAGCCAGUGCUCUACCCAAGAACAAGCAUUUUCAUCUAGACAGAUUUCCUUGAGUUUGAACACUAAUCUAUUGUGUGGAACUGUAUCAAAUGCCUUGGCAAAAUCCAAAUAGAUCACAUCCACGGCAACACCCUGAUCUAUACUUCUACUUACUUCUUCGUAGAACGCAAUCAGGUUAGUUUCACCUGACCUGUGCUUCAUAAAACCGUGCUGAUUUUUGCCGAUAGCCAUGUUCUUCUCAAGGAAUUCUUGAAUAUUACCCCUUAAUAACCUUUCAAAUAUUUUACCAGCCACAGAAGUUAAGCUCACAGGUCUAUAAUUUCCAGACAAGGAUUUUUAAUCCUUUUUGAAUAUAGGAACCACAUCUGCCUUCCUCCAAUCCUCUGGAACACUUCCUGAAAGAAAAUAAUCUUGAAAGAUUAAAAACAGAGAUUCACUUAUUUCUACACUUAGUUCCUUAAGUACACGUGAAUGGAUACCAUCAGGCCCUGGAGCUUUGUUUAUAUUAACUUUCUUUAGCUGCUGCAGCACCUUGUCUUGAGUUAACCAAUUACAAUUAUUCUGCCAGUUUUUAGUAGCAAUCAUUUGCACAUCUAUUGCCAUGGGUUCUUCCUUAAUAUAUACGCAGGAGAAAUAGUUUAUUUAAAAUUCCUGCCUUUUCCUGGUUUUCAUUAACUAACACCCCCGUUUCAGUUUUUAGUGUACCUACACUUUCAUUUUUGGGUUUUUUAGAAUUUAUGUACUUAAAAAAUGCUUUGGGGUUGGUUUUGCUCUCUUUAGCUAUCAUUUUUUCAUUUUGAAGUUUAGCAAGUCUAAUUGCCUUUUUACACAAGUAUUAAACUAUUAUCUGGUACGUUAAGUCCAGCAACUCUAAGGCCUGGUAAGAUGUUACCUUUAGUCCUAGGUAUUACAUAAUUCUACAUGCUGGAUCAACUAGACACACACACGUCAGGAUUACUAGUUGAUCCAGCACGUAGCAUUAUGUCAUACCUAGGACUAAAGGGAACGUCUUAACAGGCCUUAGAGUUCCUGGACUUAACGUACCAGAGAAUAGUCAGAAUACUUGCCAAGGUAAGAGACACAACGAAGAGGGAAAGCCAAGUCAGGGAUACCAGAAUACAAGGAAGUCAAAUGAAGCCAAAGUCAAUAACCAGAAAUAAACGCUCAGGAACACACUCUCGGACAACCACGACAGGAGAAUGAGAAAAAAGGCAAGAGGAGUUUAACCCCUUAAGGACCAAACUUCUGGAUUAAAAGAGAAUCCUGACAUGUCACACAUGUCAUGUGUCCUUAAGGGGUUAAUUAACCCUCCCUCAGAUCCGAUUGGCCGUACCCGGCCUUUAACCCCAGAACGUGCAUGUGCAUCAUUUACGUGACGUCAUACGUACGCCAACGUCAAUACCGCGGGCGGACGGGGGGUUACAAAUUGGUGUUGAUCCGCCGUGGCCGCCGUCCACCAACAUGGUGCAGGAGUUAGAUACAUUGACGCAUGGCCACUGAACAGCACUUCCGCAUUUGUUAGUAAGGCAAUUACUGCAGAUACCACAAGAUGAGGAUGAAUAUGAUGCAAUAUAUACCUAUUUAUAAAUUAAAAUAAUUUAAAAAAAUUAUAUAUAUAUGUAUAUAUUUAUUUAUUUUAAUUCUACGUGUUAAGUCAUUUUAUUAAUUAUAAUUUGCGGGACCUGCCUGAUAACCCAGACAGAAAGUCCAGAGAAUUUAAUUUGCUAGCACUAUAUUUAACCCUGUAACUUUUCCAAAACCCCAUAAAACGAGUACAUGGUGGGGGGGAGGGGUACUGUUUUACUCGGGAGACUUUGCUGAACACAAAUAUUAGUGUUUCCAAACAGUAAAAUGUAUUACAACGAUGAUAUCAGAAUUUUUUUUUUCUUCCAUUUUUCACAUAGAAACUGCACUUACACUCACGAUAUAUUUGAUACGUUUUACGUUUAAUUUUUUUUUUUUUUGCAUGCAAUAAACCUGUAGUUACAGAUACAUUUGCAUUGCCCCAACGGCAUAUACUCAUUGUUUGACAAAAAUCGUUAAGUUGGAAGGCGUAGCAUGAGGAAACUGUGCACAUUUUUUUUUUUUUUUUAUAAUUACAUGAAGGUUAGUCGAGUAGGUGUCGCUUGCAUGAACAUGGUGCUGUCAGGUAUAGUAAGUCAGCGCUUUAAGUCAGUCACCCCCAGCCAUCAAAAACAGGACCCCUGCGUGUGCAUAGCAUUAGAUGAUCGAGUAAUGUGCUGUGUUGUGUGCCUGUGCAGGGCCUCGUGUAAGUAAAGUGUGGUUAGCAUCUCUGAGUGUCUCUGAACCGGCCCAAGACAUUUGGUAUGUCGGUGCAUACGGCUUCGCGGCCUUGGCUGGGCAUGGGGGAGUCCUAAUAAGUGGGCCGAUGUGCUGCUCCAACAUAUGUAUGUUCCGUGAGGUUGGUACGCAGGUAGUGUGUAGUCCUCGCUUGUUCAGUUUUGCGGUGGUAUUGGCAUAUGUAGGUAAGGUUUGUCUGCUCAUUGUCCCCUUGAGCUGCGUCUGUGGGGGUUUUCCUUGUCUUGCUGCAUAUCUGCGAACGUGGCGUGUCGCUUUACGCGCUGUUGCUGGGCAGGAGGUGCUGUUUGUUAAGUUGGAGGGGAAGCAGCGUUAUGACUUGGGCUUCGGCUCUGUCAGAAGGUAGGUGGUUCGGUGCAUGGCGCCGGUAGCGGUAUCUGUGGUGCAACCUUUUGCUUUGCGUCUUCCCCGCCCCCUUCUGCCUUUGAGGAUAAGUGUCUCUUAGGGGCCCCACAAUGCUUACUUGCUGCUGGGUUCCUGGCAUGUCUGUCCGGCGGGUAUCAGCGGUCUGUUCCGGGCUCUGUAAGUGGGCCAUCUUAGCUUUAGGCUUUGGGCCUUCGCUGCGGCCUGGUGUGUCAUGGCCUCCGGGUGCGGCCGUGGGGUGAGGACCGGGAUGACCCCCACCCCCUCCCCAGCUCAGAGGGCGGGGGCACCGGGGCCGCAAAGCUGUAGUUUGUCUGUCGGGCUCCGUUAAUUACAGUCAAAUAUAAGGCUUGUGUUUCAGUUUUUCCACAUUGAAAUUCACCAGAUGUAAAACUAGAUAAUGAGUUUUAUUUAAAUUUUAUUUUUUUAAAUUGUGCCUUACAUGCACAUAAGGGCUGCUGCCUUCUCUUGCAUUAUAGUGUGAAUACUUGUCUUUUGCUGUUACUGAAUAUUUUUGUCAGUAUUCCUGUAUUUGGAUGAGUGAUUCAAGGUUUUUCUGUUUGGUGAUGUUGCUUAUUAUAAUCGCUGAUCACUGGCAAUGUAAUGCUUUCAAAAGCAAAACGGCAAACCAGCAGCAUUAUUUAUGACGUAAGUUCAACUUUCCCAUUUAAUUCCCUGUAUUGUUAUCACUCGCUUUAAUUUUUUAUUAAAGGGACACCAUAGUCACCGAAACAACUACAGCUUAAUGUAGAUGUUCUGGUGAGUAUAAUAGCUCCAUUCAGGCAUUUUCAUGUAAACACUGCCUUUUCAGAGAAAGUGUUUAUAUUGCCCCUAGGGACACCCCCAAGUGGCUAUUACUUAGAUGGCCACUGGAGGGGUUUCCUAGCUCAGGCUGCACAGUAAGCAGCCCUGCCGUUCAGCGUCUACACGCUCUGCAUGGAGACGCUGAAUUUUCCUCAUAGAGAUGCAUUGAUUCAGUGCAUCUCUAUGAGGAGGUCCUGAUUGGCCAAAACGGCAUUUGGCACAAAGGGGGCGAAGCCAACACCAGCGGACCCCCGCGGCGCUGGAAAUAAGGUGAGUUUUAAACUUUUAUAGGGGGACCAAUGGGGUGCAAGCCACCUAAAUGGUGGGUUAAACACUAUAGGGUCAGGAAUACAUGUUUGUGUUCCUUACCCUAUAGUGAUCCUUUAAUUCUUUAUGAAUUGGUAUUCCAGAAGGCACAUGUUCAUAGCAUUUGGUACAACGUGAUUUAUCACACAGUCCUCAGUUUGGUACAUGUUAGGACACCAUAACAUACCGUCAUUUCAUUCCAUAGAGUAGUACAUCUUAGAAACGGUAUAGUACAUAAAGAACAUUGCAUAUAAUCAUUACAUUAGUGUUGUAGAGGGUGACCUAGUAUACUCUUGUUUGAGCAGAGUAACAUAUAGCGUAUGGAACUAUGUCGAGGCGCCCCAACACCACACUCUGUCUUCCGCCAAUUUUAUUUUUAUAUGUUGGUGUAAAAUAAAGAAAUUUUAAACAGAGUGAUAAAAUGUAGAAAAAAUAAGUAUCUCACAGUGAGAAUUGUUCUGAUCUCUGAGUCUGUGUCCCCUGUUUGAUCCAAUUCCCCUCUGGUAGGGUGCCGCUACCCCACACUGAAGAUUUGGGUUUGCUAUGGCUGUGAAUUAUGUUCCCAGGACUGAGUAGUUAGAGUAUUGUGUAUUUUCUACUGUGCUCUGUCAGUGUGGCCCCUGCUCCCCCCCCCCCCUGCUAAACAGGGUAGCAUUUUAUGUGUCAUACUGCCCCCAGAGAUCCCAUACCUUGUUGUACGUAUUUAAGGAGUUCCUAAACUGUGCUGUCAGCUUAUCCACAAAGUAGUUGUCUCUGAGUUUGUAUAAUACUAAGGCGAUUUGUGGCACCUCAGGGCACACCCAUUUUUGUGCCAAUGCCCUGCAGGCCUGCUCAGGUUUGAUCAGGCCUUCUAUGGGUCUAGAUAGCAGGCAUGCCCAUGGGCCUUGUUUUAUUCUCCUCUGUAGGAUCUGGGAACUCAGAUCUGCCACUUUAUGCCAGUAUUCUGCUUUUAUCCCCACAUAGAUGCCAGCAUGCGCCUGAGGGAUUUAUUUUCAUCUGAUCUUGUUUUACUGGGGUCGUAUACCAUCUAAAUAGUGUUUUGUGUGACUGCUCUUGGAGUGUUACACAUAUAGUAGUUUUUAUACAUGUCUCCCAUAUGUCCUGCCAAUCCGUUCCUCCAGCUCCUCUCCCAGGUCGGCUUCCCAUUGGUCUGUAUAGCGCAUUGUGCCUUUUGUCCUCUACUUCUGAGCUGAGGUGGUUAUAUAGUAACAGGAUUAGUUUGGUUUGCGUGGUUUCGGUAAAGCACAUUCGAAGAAAGUCAUUUGGGAUGCUACUGCCGUGUUUUUAGGUGUUUGUAUGUGACUAUUUCUUUAACGUAGGGGUGGGCAUAUCAUUGGAGCCCUGUGUUCUCUAUUCUCUUGUAGACUCUGGCCCUCAUGCUUGGUGGGAAGGCCCUGUUUCUGAACACUGGUGUAUCAGUGGUUUUUAUUUCAAUUUUUUUUUGGUCUAAAAAAAACAUGCAUUCAUUUCUCACCUUUGCUGCUUGGUAUAUACUAAUGCAGCGGUGGGCAACCUUCAGGACUGUGUCAAUUCCUCAGGAAAGGUUAACUCUGACACACUUUGAGCCCCCAGUAUGCUCUGAUGUUGUCCAAAUACUUGGAUAAUGAGGAAGUGAACUUCAUCAUUAUGUCUGCAGUACAUGGAUAGCAAAUCUGUUUUUAUCAAGCUAAUUGAAAAUAUUUGACUAGAACUAUAGUGUAAGGAAUACAAUUUAGUAUUCCUUACACUAUAGAAUCCCUUUCAUUAUUUAAUUAUGAAAAAAAAACAGUAAUUUUUUACAAUCGCAGACAGAUGACAGCGAAAGAUUUGUUAUGCAAUGAUUAUCUUGAACAAAAAAAAUCACUUAAAUAUCAAAUCUGCACAAAUUUGUAGUCAUUACCUCGCUUCUCUCUACCUCUAAUAUUUUUGUGUAAGGAAGAGAACAGAGAGGAUAAAAGGGAGUACAGAGAGGGGAAGGGAAAACCAUGUGCUGUUGCGCGUGACCCCCAGUUCACAACCCAAGUAACUUCCUACAUCCUAUUAGACAUAUAAUCUCUCCACAGGUCCCAAACCUUGAAGGAAGAUAACAUACUUAUUACUUCGUAGGUCAGCUCAUACAUAUUGCAGCCUCACAGAUUUCCUCACUCUGCUCCCUCUAGGGCAGGGGUACACAACCUGUGGCACUCAAGGUGUCUUUGCUCGGCACUCAAGGCUGGCCUAUCAGGAGUCCCAGUGAAACUUCAGAUAUCUGCUAAUACGAAAAGAUGGUGAGAGACAAUCCUCAAUUUAUGCAUUGCAGCGCGUAGAGGAAGUGAUUUUAGAUCACAUUCUCCCAGAACUUGUGAAUGGGAAUCCACCCUGUAGUAGAGCAGCCCACAGCUGCUGUUGCAGCUCCUGUCCUUGACCUGUACCUGGCCAGCCUGGUCCCCACUGGACCCCAGGGAAGCCACCCACACUGCAAGAUAUACACAGAAAUGAAUAAGCCCCCACCUCAUACAAAUAUUAAAUAGGACCGUCACGCUAUGGGACAUCACAAUUUUAUUUCGGCACAGUGCUUCUAAAAGGAUGCCUUCCCCUUCUCUAGGGUCUUGCCAAGAUCCGCCUUCCAAUGCUCUGUAUAUCUCAUUGGUUCCAAAACCUAGGGCUCUGCCCACACCUGUGUACAUAUGAGCAAUAUAACCUUUAUUAUAGAUAUUCUUCAACAUUGCAUAAAUGCUGGAAUGUUGUAGGAGGGCACAUUGCUGCCUCCUUAAUGCAUGUAAAAAACAAAUCUGUAGUAUUUGAUUGAAUCUCUUGUAGGGAUCGACCGAUAUUGAUUUUUUUUAGAGCCGAUACCGAUAUUCUGUGAACUUUCAGGCCGAUUUAAUUUGCCGAUAUUCUGUUCAUUUACCAUUUUGGAAAAUAAAAACUAUUUCUAAAGGUAAAUGCACAAAAUAUACAUGCCACAUGUAGUGGAUGCAGUGUGUUUAGACAGGGGAGCUGUGUGUGUUUGUGUAGUGGAUGCAGUUUGUGUAGUGUGUGUGUGUAGUGGAUGCAAUGUGUGUUUGUAUAGUGUGUGUGUGUUGUGGAUUAGUGUAGUGUGUAUAUAAUGAAAGCAAAGUGUUUGUGUAGUGUGUGUAAAGUGAAUGCUGUAUAUACUAAAUGCAAAGUGUGUGUGUUUGUGUAGUGUGUGAAUGUAGUGUGUUUAUAUAAUGCAGAGUGUGUUUUUAUAGUGUGUAUAUAAUGCAGUGUGUUUGUGUAGUGUGCAUUAUAUAAACACACUAUACAAACACACUGCAUUAUAUAAACACACUAUAUAAACACACUAUACAAACACACUGCAUUAUAUAAACACAUUACACAAACAUACUGCAUUAUAUACACAGUGUGUUUGUGUAGUAUGUGUAUAUAAUGGAGUGUGUGUGUGAGGGGGCAUUUUUUAAAUUAAAUUAUUUAUUUUUUAUAUUUAUUAUUUAUUUUUGUUGUCCCCCCUCCCUGCUUGUUGCCUGGUCAGGGAAAAAUCAGUCGAUCCCUAAUCUCUUGUUGAAGUUACUCAAAACUUAUAACUAAUCCCCAACCCCCACGCUGAUGUUGAUAUUGUUGAAUCCUAGCCACUUCCAAAUUCAUAGUCAUGUAGUGUCUUGCCUGGAGCAAACUGUCUAUUGCGCAGUACUGGGGCGCAAGCGAAUUCAUAUUUGACUUUAACACUAUCCCAAAUGUCCAGGGAAUUUAAAAUUGACAGGCACGUGGUGCGUAGUAGUGCUCGCAAGGGCUUGUCCAGCCACAUAUAAAAUGAUGGUAGUUCUGAGCUCAUUAAGCCUGUUCUAGAUCCACCCAUCUCCGUUCCCCAGAAGGAGCAUACCACAUCACCAACUGAGAGUGUUGGGAAAUUUAAUUUAUAUAGAAUUGGGUUUGACUAACCCAAUCAUCCUGUUCUUAGGUCAAUAUAGUACAUUUCUGGCCAGUCUAUGGUGGGUUGUUCUUUGCAAUUCUCCUCUCGUUACCCGGAUAGGCAAAACCUGAAAUAAAAUUAAAAUGGUCACAUAUCCAUCCGCACAUGAAAAUGUGGUUAAUGGCAUAUACUGUCCUGACAGGAAAAGCUGUGCCGAGCAGCAAUCAUGCAAACCUGGUAAUUGCCUUUGGGGUCAAAGGCCAGUUACAGCCAAUCAGAUCCCGAGGAGUGGUACUUAAACAGAAUUCUCCUCUUGCUCAUCGUGGUUUCAUGUAUAUGGUUAUGCGAAAGUGCGUUCCUGAUCUUGAUUUUCUGGUAUUUGACUUUGGCUUUGUUUUGACUUCCCUGAUAUCUGGUAUCCUUGUCUUUUGGCUUUCCCUCAUCUUUGUGUCCGAUUCUGUGUCCCAGACCUCGGCUAGUAUUUUGACUAUUCCUGGAGACGUUUAGUCCGGCCAUUCUAAAGUCUGGUUAUAUGUUAUCCUUAGUCUUCGGUGUGACACAGUACUGCGUGCUAGAAUAAUUUGUAAUCCUGACAAAAAGUCUAGGCAAGGUAUUCAUUUUAAUGCAAUAGAUCCUCCCACUCCAAAAUAUGGACCGCUCAAGGGAUGCAUAGCUAGCACAUAAACAUAUAAUAAAACAGCAAUUUUGUGUACACUUAUUCUUUUACAGACAAACUUAAAAAUAAAAAUUACGUCAAUGCAUGCAAUUUUGUAUUUUUCACCUAUUCGUUCAGCUUUCAUAAAAUUUUUGUUAUUCCCUCCUCAAGAGUCUAAAGCAAAGGUAAAUAGUGGUCAGAAUACAAUUGAGACCUAGGCAAUGAAAGGAUGGUUUUGUUUAAUUUUAAUCCACAUAUAUUGCACCUUAUAAUGUUUUUAAUCAUUGUUCUUUAUGGAUUCAGCAACUUUUUAAAUGCAUUCAUCUUUGUUUGAGAUAAAGAACCAUGACUCUGUUUUUAAUCAUAUUACUUUUUCUAUUUACAGGGAACUUAUUUGUAAUUAGUUCCAGAACUCAGGGGAUGCAACAUGACCUCUGCUGCAGUGGAUGGUGGUGGGUCGGUAGGGGAACUUGCCAGUAACGGGGUAGAAACUACAGAGCAGGUGAGUUGGAAUUUGUAAGUUAAAAAUAAAUAAAUAUGUAAAACUGAGUACUGGGAUAAAACUCUUUAUCCCCUAAAUAACACAUUUUUUUAAUUGAAAAUACAUUAGCAUAACCCUUUGGUUUGAAAUAAGGGAUGCAUAUAGCUAGCACAUAAACAUAUAAUAAAACAGCAAUUUUGUGUACACUUAUUCUUUUACAGACAAACUUAAAAAUAAAAUACGUCAAUGCAUGCAGUUUUGUAUUUUUCACCUAUUCGUUUAGCUUUCAUAACAUUUUUGUGGGAACAAAAAAAGUACACUCUAUAAAGUGUUCAUGAUCUUGCAGUAUAUCACACGGGGUCUAAAAUCUGAGUAUAAAAGCAAUUUGUUUUUCUCUCGGUAGAUGUGACAAUUGAUCAAUAAAAUUCAUGAAAAACCUUUGUAAGGAUCCUGAAGACAUUGCAAGCAGUAUUGAUUACUAAAAAUGUCAACAAAAUGUAAAGAUGUCUGCAUUGGAGUAUAAUGUUAACUUACAAUAACUAGUUAAACCAUAUUUUCCUAAAAUAAAGGUUUUUAAAACUGCCUUUGCAAUCUUUAUCGAUCUCUGAAUUGGUAAUUUAUAGCCGACAGUAAACAAAAAUUGGGAUUGCACCUCUAAACCAGGGGACAGUUGAUAAUCAUUCCUGCAGUGUGAGUGAGGACGAGUGAGAUUUUAUAGCGUGAAUUUCAUUCUGCAAAAUACAUGAACGUAGAAACUUGCAUAGUCUUCUGGGAGUGAAGUGGUUAAUCAGUUUUUCAAAUGUAUUACCUCAUGACACACUGAGGGAGCCACUUGAAACAAUUACUUUUUAAUGAAAUUGUAUCUUUGUUAAAGGGAAAAUCAUUGCUUUAUGUCUGUAUAAUGAAGUAAGUGGCAGCAAUGUGUCAACUAUCUACUAAACUCUGCCCUAAUUUGGUAUUUUAAAUUGUGCAAUCCCUGCAAUAACAAGUUGGGGAGCUGUUGUCUUUAAUAGAUUGCUACCUCAUUUGAUUGUGUUACAAUGGCAAUCCCACAUAAGUGUUCCAAAUGAUGGAUAGCUAUCUACUAAAUAUGGAAUAAUGGACUUUGUAUGUUUCCAAAAUUUUGGGAUGAAUUUAAUUUAUUUCCGAAUUGAUCAUUUCUGAAUAUUGGCCAAAUCUGUCAUUGGAAUUUCCGAAUUAAAACAAAAAUAACUUUUUAUCCAAAGCACAUGUCUAAUUAAAAUAAGUAAAAACAAACACUUUCCAUUGAGUGCCCCAAUAAAGUGCUAGAAGUAAAUAUAUUUGGUCAUAGGUCUAUAACCUGUCCCUGCAGUGUAAACACUGCCUUUUCUGUGUAAGAGUUUAUUUUUCUGCUUGGUAACACCUCUAGUGACAGUCACUCAGAUGGCCACUAGGUAGAUGCAGCUAGGUACCCUAAUAUUUGGUUAAUGAAACAAAGUAAUUUACAUAUGUAGAUCUAUAAUUGAUGUAUAGAAUUAGUAGAGGAGAAAGUUACAAAAAUAAAUAAAAAAUUAGCAGCACAGAUAUGUGCUUGUUGUGUAGGUAAUAAGAGUGAAGGAAACUAAAUAAAUAGGGGCUGAUCCAGGAGCCCCGAUGUGUACGGAUUAGCUCCAGAAAUGCCCAAUGUCACUCUCCCUGUAGUAGGGAAAUGACCAUGAAAAAUCUAUAUAAAAUGUGGAGGACUAAAAGUCCUAAAUGGGAGAGUAACAAAAAAUAGGAAAGGGAGCCCUACCUUUUAAUUCUAAGGAUAAGCAGGUAACGUAAAAACUAAGGCAGAGACAAAAAAAAAUAUUUAUGGGGUGGGCUCAGUAUAGCUAGAUCCCAGUAUAGCUAGGUUGCUAGAAGCAAAGCCACUCAAUAGAUGGUAAAUACAAUCCAAACCUAAACUGAGAACUAUCCCAGUAAAUAUACAUAAAGCAUAUCCAGAGGUCAAGGAUACAUGAGUAAAGUGGAGGGGCCAAGCCCCAAAAAUAACAACUCAGAGGAGUAUAACCCUAUAUUACCUUGGCACCGUGGACUAGCCACUAAUGCUUACAUGAACCACUCUACCUUCCUAGUACAGAAAGAAAAAAUAAACUUAAACUAAGCUAGUGCAUAUUACUGCUACCAAGGGAAGUGAGUGAAAACAACAAGUAGCUUGAUGCGCAUUUCCGCGUGUCAGCACGCCGUCCUCAGGAGCAAUGUCUGUAAGCCGGCCAGCCUGUUCGAUUAUAUAUCCCUUAAUUAACAUUCAAACGUUAGCUGCUGUGUAAAAGGGGGUGUGUACAUUGGGUGUGUUGAUUCUAGCCACGUUCUGGUCAGGGGGGCAUGUGAGGUGUACACCCUCUCCUGUUCCCAUUGGGUUUUGCCUAGUCCCUGCUGGUCAAUCAAGUGUGUGAGAUGUUCAUCCCCUUUGUCCUCAUUGGAUGUUACCCAUGUGGGGCGGGAAGCAUCUCCGAAACUAUCGCAUCGUAAGUCUGCCUGCGUCAGGUGGGUGGUGUCUAUAUUAAAACUCCUCCUCCAAUGCUGGAAGACGUGCUUGAUUCGUUACAUUACUGCGGUAUCCAGACGGGAACACAAUCACGAAGGAAUCAUUCAUAUCAUGUGUGUGUAUAAGACAAUCAGCACUCCCCCAAUAGCCGUAGAUUGGUCGAUAUUCACAGAGUAGGUUCGUAUCUCCUCCCACUCUAUGUAAACAAUACAUGUAUAGAGAUUACGGAGGGCUAAUGCUUCUUAGAUACUUUAGACUUUAAAAAGUCUAAAAAUAUAUCCUAAGUGUAUGGAGUUCUACCUUGGGUAUGUAACUAUCAUGCCUCUCUUCUCAAUAUUUGUGAAUCCCUUAAUUCUCCCGUUAACCCCAUAAUUAUAGGGACAGUUUGUUAUUAAGAUGUGCCGUAAGACCACAGUGCUGUCUAUUUAAAUAGUAUCUGUGUCCCCUAUGUCUCCUUGAAUGAAAUCAAUAUUCACAGAUAUAAUCUGUGGAUUUGGGGGUAUGUAUGCAGUAAUAAAAAACUGCUGUUUACAUAUCUAAUUGCAGCAGUGAAUUAAUGGCAACUAACUCUCUGAGAUAAAAAAGUCUGUAGUUAACAGGCAAAUACAUAUGAUAAAUGUAAAGGCUUGCAUUAGUUCACUUCCCAGAUAUUUAGUAUUCUGGCUGUUUAGAUAUAUACGGUACCUCUGAUUCUAACUUUAUAAUUAUAAGCAGCUUAGGUCCAAAAUAAAUAAGAUAAGGUAAGUAAACGUAUAGCAGGCUAAAACUGCCAGUACUUAAGAGACAAAUCGUGUAAGUGAAAAAAGUAAAUAUAUACAUCAAUUAAAAAUUACCACAGUCUUAAAAAGAAAUAAGAUUAGCGUAGGGGAUAUUCUUUCCAAGAACCUUAUAUCAGCAGCUAUAGGAAGGCUAAGAAGGAGAAUCUCUCAUUCAAUCCCUGUGGGGAAAGGGUUUUCAAUUUGUUAAUCCAAUAGGAUUUCCGCUGUAUCAGCCUUCGAUCCCAACCGCCUUUGCGUUGGGUUUGUGGAAUAUAUUCUAUUACCAUAAACCAUAGUUUGUUAGAGGAAUUGGCAUGGUGUAUCUUUAGUUGGCAUGAGACUAGUGUCUCUAGAGGUCUUCUCACGGAAUAGACGUGCUCCCUAAUCCUGAAUUCAAAGGGGCGGAAGGUUUUCCCGUGUAUUUAAUUCCGCAAGCACAAGUUAGUAGAUAUAUUACUCCUUCUGUGCGACAGUUGAAGGAACGAACCAGGAAAAUUUCCUCCCCAUUACUGUCUGUAAACUGUUUGGAGUCUUAAGAUAUGUGUGGAUGUGUAGAGUACCUUUGGCUAGGUAGUGCUUGGAGGUUUUUUUUUCAGCGGUGCAAGAUGACUUUGUACUAAAGUAUCUCUUAGGUUUCUGCCUCUACGUGCAGUCACAAAGGGAAAUGGCGUGAUUACUUGUUUAAUAUGUGGGUCUGACAUUAGAAUUGGCCAAUAGCGUCUAAGGGUACCCAUCAUAUAUGUCCAGCCUGCAUCAUAAGUGACUAUGCAACAGAUCGAAUAGGCGUCCGAUGUUUGUUGGUUCCGAUCAGUAAGAAGUGUGUCUCUAUCUAAACUGAUUGCUCUAGAGUAGGCUCUCCUUAGAACCCUAUUCGGAUAGCCCUUCUCUUUGAAGGCUCUCUGAAGUUCCCAUACCUUAGUUUUAAGGUUCUCUAUGGUGGAACGAUUCUGCCGUAGCCUUAGGUAUUGCCCUAUAGGUAUACCCGCUUUUAAUGGUUGAGGAUGGUGGCUAGUCCAAUUCAACAAACCAUUGGUGGCAGUCUUUUUCCGAUACAAUGUGGCUGCCAUUUUACCUCCAGGUUGUAUCGCGAUCGUUAGAUCCAAGAAAUUAAGCUGUUUGUUGCCCAUUUCAAGAAGUUUAAAGGACCACUAUAGUGCCAGGAAAACAUACUCUUUUUCCUGGCACUAUAGUGCCCUGAGGGUGCCCCCACCCUCAGGGACCCCCUCCGGCUCUGGAAGGGGGGAAAAGGGUUAAAACUUACCUUUUUCCAGCGCUGGGUGGGGAGCUCUCCUCCUCCGUUCCUCCCCGUCGGCUGAAUUCCCCGUCGGCUGCGCGCGCAUUCAGCCGGUCGCAUAGGAAAGCAUUAUCAAUGCUUUCCUAUGGACGCUUGCAUGCUCUCACUGUGAGUUUCACAGUGAGAAUCACGCAAGCGUCUCUAGCGGCUGUCAGUGAGACAGCCACUAGAGGAUUUGGGGUAGGCUUAACCCAUUCAUAAACAUAGCAGUUUCUCUGAAACUAUGUUUAUAAAAGAAUGGGUUAACCUAGAAGGACCUGGCACCCAGACCACUUCAUUAAGCUGAAGUGGUCUGGGUGCCUAGAGUGGUCCUUUAACAAAAUCCUCAAAGUCUGUUAGAUCCUAACCAGAUGACAAACACGUCAUCUAUAUACCUUUUCCAGCAGUAUAUCAAUCCUAAAUCGGUUUGUAAGGUGGUAUCUGCCAUGAUGUGCUUCUCCCAUGCACCUUAAUAAAGGUUUGCGUAGGAGGGCGCACAAGAUGUUCUCAUGGCAAUCCCCCUUAUUUGCUGUUAUAUGGCGCCGUUGAAAAAUUUUUUUUUUUGUGAGAACAAGUCUGAGAAGUUCCGAGAUAAAAUCUAUGUAAGAGGUUGGAGGCGUUAGUUCAUGUUCUAAGGUAGUUCUAAUAUUAAAUAUCCCUAGCAUGUGUGGUAUGGAACUAUAUAAUGACUCCACGUUUAGAUUGCAUGGUGAGGCUUGCUCGGGGACAUGGAUAUCUCUCAGGAAGUUCAGCAUUUAUUUUGUAUCCCUGAUGUACGAGGGUAAUUUGGAAACGAUAGGGGACUAGACUUUAUCGAGGAAAACACUCAGAUUUUGUGUUGGUUUGCCACACCCAGACACUAUGGGCCUCAUUGAUGGAUUGUCUAAAGAUUUAUGUACCUUUUGGGAGUCUAUAGAAUGUGGAUAAUAUAGGCUGUUUGAUUAGCACAAAAUCAAGUUCGUUUUUAGUAAUUGGCUCGUCUGCAAGUGCUUGAGUAAGUUUUGAUUUAAUAUUGGUAAAAUACUGAGUCAGGAUUUGAUAUGUAUCCCUGUCAUUCAGUAGCCGAUAUACCAUCUUUAUAUAUUUAGAAUGGUCCACGAGUGCUAUAUUGCUGCCCUUAUCAGACGGUUUUAUUACUAACUCGUUAUUAGCCUUUGGUUUAAUGCCAUUCUCUCAGCAUUAAAGAGGUUACCACUAGGUUCAAAAUCCAGAGUUUUUAAAUCAGCCUUUUCAAUAUCCCUACACACCAUGUCUAGAUAAACCUCAAUAUUUUUAUAGUCUUUUAGGGAAGGUGUGAAUUUACUCUUUGUGCUGAGGUUAGUAAUGGGAAUAGUUUUUGAUCUGGUGUCAUCGCAAAAGUCGAGAAGUUCGACCAAAGAGUCGAGACAGUGUAUAUCUUUAAUUGUGAGCCCCAUACUUAAUGCUUUCUGUUCCUUCUUGUGAGUAUGGCAUUUAUGAAGAGCUAACUUACGGGUGAACAGAUGUAAGUCUUUAGUCCAAAUGUAAUUUGUUGAACGGGGGAGUAGGUACAAAGGAAAGAACUUUUGAUAAGGGUCUUAAUUUGCAUGUUCGAGAAUUUAGUUGAGGACAGGUUAAUGAGCUUUGGGUCAUUGCUUUUUAGUGACGGUAUUUCCGUUGGCCUCUGCCUCUCUGCGACUGUCUUGUCCUGGGGCCUUGGAGUUCGUCUGCCUGUCUCAAUCCUAAAAAAUCUACUCCAUUAUGCAAGAUACUCUUAGGGGCUGUCUGAGUUGAGUUUAUACUUGUAUUAGGGGGUUCUCCUUCAUUGACAGUAGAUUUAUAUUCUGAAGUACUGAAAUGAUCAGAGUAUAUUAUAACUUUUCUUUUUGUCUGACGAUAAAUCCUGCUGGUUUCAAAAUCAGCUGUGUCCCUUAUGAAUGUAUUAUGAUUUUUGAUUUUUUUUUUGGUGCGAAAACCUGUCCAAAUUAGUCAUUAGUUUACCUUCAAGACUCUGGAAUUGUGGGUCAUCUUUAAAUCUUUGUAUAUUCUCAAUUUUAAGUGUCUAGUGUUCUUUGGAUAUUGGACAGGUGCUGGGUUUGAUAUUUACAAAUAAUUGACAUUAAAGUUGAGUAACAUUUAGCUGCUUCUUCCUCCCAUUUUUGUCUAAAUCCCUCAAUCUCUAUAUUUCUAGAUGGAGGGACUAGAACCCUCAGACCCCUUGGGAUAAUUUUCUUUGUAUCCAAAGUUGUGAUUUCCCAGCUGGUUUUGUUUUGUUUAAAUGUUUUGGUUAAUUUGUUAAAGCCAGUUUGUAUAUCUGGGGAUGAGAGAGUUAGAAUGGAGGAAUUAUUGGAGAAUAUGGUGUCAGAGUUUAGAGUCUAUCUUAUUUGAUAGAAAACCAGGAUUGUAUUUACCAUCUAUUGAGUGGCAGUGGUUUUGGCUUUGCUUCUGGGCACUAGCUAUACUGAGCCCUCAUAAAUAUUUUUUUUUUUUUUUUUGUCUCUCCCUUAGUUUUUACGUUAUCCGCUCAUCCUUAGAAUUAUUAAAGGUAGGGCUCCCUUUCCUAUUUUUUGUUACUCUACCAUUUAGAACUUUGUCCUCUACAUUUUAUAUUGCUGUGUAGGUAUACUUUUGGUUUAUGAAGUAUGCAUCUUGAUGGAAGAGGAUUCUUUCCUGCUUUGGAAAUAAGACAUUUCAAUUUUGUUUUGUCUUGAUGCAGAGCAUGUAGAUAAAAAGGAGCACUUGUCUGGUGAACUAGGCGAUGAGCCAGUACAUAACUUUAAUGUUUGUGGAUUCUGGUGUAUGCUACUCUGCUUAUAGCCAUAAUCUAUUUAGAGUUGGAGGCUGUGCAGAUUCCAGUUUUGUAUUCGUCAUCCUUUUGUACUGUGAAGCUAUCACAACAGGUCUUAUCAUUUGGGAAGUUUGCACAUUCUUACUUUUUUUUUAACCAGGAAUUUGGAUGUGUAUCUUUUUUUUUUUUUUAAUCCCUUUGAAAAUACAAAUGACUUGGGGAAUGUACAUGUGUCAACAGCAGGAUGUAUUUCUGCCAGAGAAGGUCUGUAUCUUCUGGGAUAGACAUGUAGCAGUCCUAAACAAGAAAUAUAAUAAAUAGAAAAUUAAAGUCUAGUCUGCUCUUUGCAGCUAAAUUUGAACGUCAGAUGGGCCUAUUGAUAUCUAUAAACUCUGUUUUAUAAAUUUAUUUUUUUAUAUGUGUGUUUGUUUUGUUUUUUAAAGCUAUUUUAAACAUGUUUGUGAUUUUUAAACUUUUUUUGCUUGUAGGAGGAUGUUCAAAUUGAGUACCCUGCAGUUAUUGUGGAGCCAGUCCCUAGCGCCCGUGUGGAGCAAGGAUAUGCAGCUCAGAUUCUCGUGUACGAUGAUGAGACCUUCAUGAUGCAGGACGUGGCAGAGGAACAAGAGGUGGAGACUGAAACAGUAGAAAUAGGUGCGUGUUUCUUUUUCUCUUGAUUUGCCCACUUAUGCACACAUACAAAGAACAGUCAUAUAUGUUAUGUGUUUUCCAGAAAAAAUGUGGCUGACAAGGUUUGCUUUAGACACUUUAAUACUAAUUACUGAAGUCUAAAUUGCUGACACUACUGUAGAUUAUAUGUUUUGAUAACCUAAGGUUAGCUACACUUAAAAAAUGCUUGGUUCAGUCCCAGAAUGUUGUUUAAUGUACACUUCGUUAUGAUACCAUGCAGAUGCAUGUAUACCACUAUAAGUACACCACUAUAAACUAUAAUAUUUUAGAAAUACUGUAUUACUGUAAACAAAUGUGCAUUCACAUUACAUGUAUGAAAUUAUAACUUUUUUUUUUAAAAUGGCAUCAUGUCGAUUGUACUUAAGAUACCCAUAUCCAUAUUUUUUUUUUUCUUCUAACAAUGUAAUGAUUUAAUCCCUGGAGGCUGAUAUUUAUCCCAAGGUCAUCUCAAUACUGGAUGUAACUAUAUUUACUGUAUGUGAGCAUUAUUCUCAGAUAGUCUUUUAGAAAGCUGACUUCUUGGUCCAAAUUUGGAUAGAUAAUGCUACCAACCCCGACUAUAUUUAAAGGAACACUAUAGGGUCAAGAACACAAACGUAUUCCUGACCCCAUUGUUGUAAAACCACCAUCUAGCCCCACCUGGCCACCUUACUCCUCUGAAUAUAGUAAAAUCUUACUUGUAUUCAAGUCUGCAGCUGCAGCCUCUGCCCCUGAACUCUCUGUGACCUGCCUGCUGUCAUCAUCAGAAGUGGGGGUCUGAGCCAAUCACAAUGCUUCCCCAUAGUAUUGGCUGAGACGGUCAAGGAGGCAGAUCGGGGCAGAGACAGCACAAGUGAAACACAGCCCUGGCCCUAUACAACCAAGCAUUCUGCUAGCAUUUCCUGCUGCUCUAUUACAUUGUCUGCCUACCUUUAAGUCAUCAGAAAUAAUCACCCCUAAAUCAUUUUCCUCAGAUGUUGAGGUUAGGACUCUAUCAAAUAUUCUGUACUCUGCCCUUGGGUUUUUACGUCCAAGAUGCAUUAUCUUGCACUUAUCCACAUUAAAUGUCAGUUGCCACAAUUCUGACCAUUUUUCUAGUUUACCUAAAUCAUUUGCCAUUUGGCUUAUCCCUCCUGGAACAUCAACCCUGUUACAUAUCUUAGUAUCAUCAGCAAAAAGACAUACCUUACCAUCAAGACCUUCUGCAAUAUCACUAAUAAAAAUAUUAAAGAGAAUGGGUCCAAGUACAGAUCCCUGAGGUACCCCAUUGGUGACAAGUCCAAGCUUCGAAUAUAUAUUCCAUUAACUACAACCCUCUGUUGCCUGUCACUCAGCCACUGCCUUACCCAUUCAACAAUAUUGGAAUCCAAACUUAAAGAUUGCGGUUUAGUGAUAAGCCUUCUAUGUGCAACAGUGUCAAAAGCCUUACUGAAAUCUAGGUAAGCAAUGUCUACUUUAAACUUACUUCCUCUGUACACUGCCACACUUUGUAGUUAUAAGGAGCCCUUUUAGUGUAUUCCUUCUUCUGAGUUCAUUUCUUUGACCUAGUCAUUUACCUGACCUUUCUAAUUUAAUAUCCUGCAAGGUUAUGUCUUAUAGGUUAUGUCCUCUCAUCUAGCACUCCUUCCCUUAUACUUGGGGAUUUCAAUAUCCCAAUCAAUAACCCCAAUUGCACUGAUGCCUCUCGUCUGCUCUCUGUAACCUCCUCCUUUGGCCUUACGCAAUGGUCCAAUUUAGCAACCCAUACAGCAGGAAACACUCUUGAUCUUGCCUUCACCAACCUCUGUACUGCCUCUAAUCUCUCCAAUAUUCCUUUUCCUCUAUCUGACCACUAUCUGCUGACUUUUGACAUUGGCAUACCUAAGACCCAAUUGACACCACCGUCUGAACAUCACUCUCACAGAAACCUCCAAUGUCUUGACCUAGAGCAUUUCUCCACUAAUCUCCAAACUCUCCUUUUACCUAUCUCAAACCUCACCUGUCCUAGUUCUGCAACCUCCUUCUACAAUUCCACCCUCUCCUCUCAACUAGACAUCAUGGCACCUUGUACAUUUAAAUGCCUCAGGCCCCCUCCCCAACAACAACCUUGGCACACCAAGCUCACUCGAUACCUCCAAAAAAGCUCCAGAACUGCUGAACGCUGUUGGAGAAAGUCUCACUGUGCAUCUGACUUUUUCCACUAUAAAUUUAUGCUGAGCUCAGACAGCUUGGCUCUUUCCUCUGCAAAAGGUAAUUACUUCAAUACCCUCAUAACCACACUCUCCCGCGAACCCAAACGACUAUUUCACACAUUUAACUCUCUAAUUCGCCUUACUGUUCCUCCUCCACCUACUAACUUGACCACCUCAGACUUUGCAACUCACUUCACUGACAAGAUCUCUACAGUCAGAGAAGAGAUCUCUCAUCUUUCUUCUUCCCCUUACAAUACUUCCCGUAACUUCACUCCCUCUGCUGUUCUAUGUUCAUUCGCACCCGCUACAUUGGAAGAGGUUUCUGCUCUGCUACAGUCCUCCCGCCCCACCACCUGCUCCCUAGAUCCAAUUCCCUCGCAUCUCAUCCAUACUGUCGUCUUCUUUCUCCACCUCUCACUAAAAUUCUCACACUCUCUCUCCUCUGGUAUAUUUCCAUUGCCCUUCAAGCAUGCAACUGUAACCCCAAUUCUAAAGAAGCCCAAUCUUGACCCUAACUCCCCAUCCAACUAUCGUCCUAUCUCGCUACUGCCUUUUGCAUCCAAGAUCCUUGAAAAAUUGUGUAUGCGAGAUUGACAGACUUCCUCGAGUCCAACUCUCUGCUAGACCCGCUUCAGUCUGGUUUCCGCGCUAAGCACUCUGUGGAAACGGCACUGACCAAAGUAUCCAAUGAUCUACUCGCUGCAAAAUCUCGUGGUCACUACUCUAUCCUAAUUCUCCUUGACCUGUCUGCGGCUUUUGACACUGUUGAUCAUCAACAGCUUCUUCUCAUCCUCCACAAUAUCGGUCUACAAGAUAUUGCUCUCUCCUGGUGCUCCUCCUACCUCUCCCAGCGCUCUUUCAGUGUUUCUUUCUCUGGCUCUGCUUCUUCUCCCCUACUCCUCUCUGUUGGUGUUCCCCAAGGGCACCUAAGUCUAACGAGCUAGGUGGGCGAAACGCGCGCUUCAGGGGCUUUACACAUGCCGUCUUUUUAUUAGAUGAUGACAGCAACUCUAAUUGUCUUUUUUCUACACAGUUUACUUUCUAGCCGGGUUAGACUUAGAUGCCCUCAAAGGCACGGGGGGUGUAUCUGCAGCGAUAGUGCAGCUAGCUAUUUAUAGCAUUCUUUACAUUUCAGUCUUCAUUAUCUUGACAGCAUAGGCCAGUUACUACUUUAGUACCCUUGUAGGUACAGAGGCAAGCCUUUAGCGUGUUGCUUAUUUCCACUAGCACCAGAUUCUCGGUUCUAAUAUCCUCAUAUUAUUGGCUACCAAUCAAGUACUGUCUUAUCUGUCCAACUCUUCUUUGGUGCUUUUUAUUUACAGCACGCCAUUAGAUCAUUCAUUAUCAGUGGUAUAGAUUAAGAUCCGCUAUUCUAUCACUUCAGCGUUUUUCAUAGUAUUUGGCUUGGUUACAAUUAUACAUUAUUUACAUGUUAAUUACUAUAUAUUGAAACUUCCAACAGUAUACAGCAUUCAAAUGCUUACAGGCUCUAUUGGUAUAUAUGCACCUGCGAUCUCCAUCCCGAUUAAUCGCAGACAGCUCUUGAGCCAAUUGCCUAGCAUACUAGUCAAGUAUAACCUCUAUUUGUUAUGCUCUUUGUCACUGCCUUUUAUUAGAAUUACAGCACGCCACUAGAUCCUCUACUACCAGUGGCACAGAUUUAGAGCCGCUACCAUUAUCACUGCAGCACUUUUUACAGUACCUGGCUUUACCAUUAUACAUUACUUAUAUGUCAAUUAUCAUACACGGAAACUUUUAAUAGUAUACAGCAUCUAUACACUUGCAGGCUCCAUUAUUUUAUAUGUAGAACUGUGUCUUUAUCAUUAGGCAUUACACACAUUAUACCUAUCUAACAGUCAUAUGUUAGGACCUGCGGUCUCCAUCUUGACAAUCGCAGACUGUUCUUUGAGCCAUCUGUCCAGAAUAUUUUCUGCACUUAGACCACUCUUUUACAUUCCAUCACUCUCCCAUAACUAUGGCUAUUAUCAGCUAAACGUCUUUCCCAAGCAGCACAGACGUGUGCUGUCGCUCAUUGCUCUUAUACCAUUCAAGACAGUGCGUCUUAUGGUGUGGUGCGUCUUAUGGAGCGAAAGAUACGGUAGAUGUAAAGAUACAUAUGAAUAUCUAGAUAUAUAUCUUUCUCCUUUACUAAACACCACUUUGAAGUGCAGAGAAUCUAAACACAAAAUUUUUAAAUAAUUGAGAUUGUUACAGUAUAUGAUCAUACAUUGCAUUAACCUGCCACAAUGACAUAGUACUCCAUUUUUGGCAGGUCCCAUUCUAAGAACAUAAUGUAGGGUCUUAUGAGAUUAACCCAUUUACUCAUUCUCAUGGUGAAGUAUCUCUAGUGGCUCUCAGGAUGACUGCCACCAGAGGUGUGUUAACCUUGCCAUCAUAAAAUUACUGAAUAUAUUAAAUGGUAAUGGCAGUGUUUUAGAUUGUGGAAUAAAAACUGAAAGGGACAUUGCACCUAGGCCACUAAUUUGAGAAGAGUUAACUUUUUGUGGUUAACGUUCACUGCAGAAAGGCCCAGGGAGGUGGAUUACCUAAGCACCUGGGUUAAUUCCAAUAAUUUUUGCCUAAAUCAGGUGUUUUUAAAAAAGGGGAAAACACAAAACAAGAAAACAAAUACAUUUAGAGACCUUAGAAGCUGUAGUUUAGUGCGUGAGCUUGAUGGAUUCUGUAUAAGAAACAAACUAGCCGAAUGAGUGGAGAAAUGUUAUCUCUUCUUCCAGCUUUAAUAAAUGUUAGUUUAUCAGUCUCCUACAUAUGGCAGUUUACAAAGGACCAACUGGACAUUUUACUACUCUAAUGGUAUGCUUCCCUUGUCUACCAGUUUAUAACUGAAUAAUACUAUAUAUAGUGAAAUGGACUCUUUCUAUUGCUUGAAAUUACGGUAAGUGAAAAAGCUUUUGAAUAUUGCUUUUUGUAUAAUCUGUCAAAUGUACAACUAUUAAUAUUGCUCUUUUAAUGGUGUUAUUAAUGGUCUCGUUUAAAACCAGUGGAAUACGGGAGGAAACCUUUAUAUUAUUGAAGGUUUGUAGAAUUAAAUCUUGUACUUUGCUUUUACUGUUUUGGAUCCAUAAAAGUGGAAAAAAUUUGGGGCAUAUUGAUACAAAGACCUGUGUAUACCUGAUAUGUGACAUGAACCUUACAAGGCACUGACUAUUUUAAACUAUCACUUAGGUAAUAAAGCAGAGACAAGCAGAACUUGGUUAUUAUUAUGUUAGCAAUACCAGUACUCUGUUUUGUGAGUUCCCCUACUCCAAAGACUAUGUCUAUAGUAAAGAAAUGAAAAAAAAAAAAAAAAAAAUAUAUAUAUAUAUAUAUAUAUAUAUAUAUAUAUAUAUAUAUAUAUAUAUAUAUAUAUAUAUAUAUAUAUAUAUAUAUAUAUAUAUAUAUAUACAUACAUACAUAAAUAAACACACAAAAAUAAUUUCAGGAGAAUUUUAUUAAAAUAAGAAGCUGACCUUAAAAUAUUUUAAAUUAAAGAUGCAAAUUCUUCUAUAUUCUAAAACUAAGCUGAAGAUCACUUUUCUUAUACACUGUUAAUGAGCUGGAAUUUGUACAAGCUCAAUCUGUGUAAGAAGUUGUUGGGUUUUUCUCCCCCCUCCCCACCCCCACUUCUCUUUGCUGAUCAACUGAUCUGUCAUAAAGUCCAGCAUACAAUACAAGCAUAGAUGUUUUAGAGAAUAUUAAUAGAUUAUGCGCACACAUUUUUGAAAGCGAGCAUAACAGAACGAAAAGUGGGGAAGGUAGAGCCGUGAUCUAUGUUACAUUCAGAAGAAAUGCAAAAAGCAGGACUAAACGUUUUAGAACCGUCAUGGUGGAAGAGGGUAUAGUGACUGUAGGAAACCACCUCUUAUUUCAAAAAGUAAUCUACAUAGUUACAAAGCUGAAGAGACUUGCAUCCAUCAAGUUCAGCCUUCCUCAUAUAUGUUUUUUGCUCUUGAUCCAAAAGAAGGUAAACAAACCCAGUUUGAAGCACUUCCAAUUUUGCAACAAACUAGGAAAGAAAAAUCCUCCUUGACCCCAGAAUGGCAGUCAGAUUAAUCCUUGGAUCAAGAAGCUAUUGCCCUACAUUGAAAUAUGGUAUCCUUGAAUAUUCUGUUAUUGCAAGUAUGAAUCUAGUUGCUGUUUGAACAUCUGUGCAGACUCUGAUAAAAUCACUUCUUCAGGCAGAGAAUUCCACAUCCUUAUAAUUCUUACCGUAAAAAAACUUUCCUUUGCCUUAGACAAAAUCUUCUUUCUUCCAGUCUAAACGCAUGACCUCGUGUCCUAUGUAAAGUCCGGUUUGUGAAUAGAUUUCCACACAAUGGUUGCUCAAAGCUGGCCCGGCCUCUUUCCUCAGAGCCGGCCUCUUUCCUCGGUGCCGGCCCGGCCGCCUGCAUUCCUCAGAGCCGGCCCGGCCACCUGCAUUCCUCAGAGCCGGCCCGGCCGCCUGCAUUCCUCAGAGCCGGCCCGGCCGCCUGCAUUCCUCAGAGCCGCCUCCAGCCCGCCCCUUUAAGCAGAGCCGGCUGCCCACCCUUUUCCCUGCACGCUGGGAGGAAAUAAGUACAGUUCCCUUCAUUUCCUCCCGGCACACAGAGAUCUGCAUGGGCUGAGGAGACAGGAGGAGGGGGAGUCUUGAAAAGCAGCAGCUGCUCCCAUCACCCGCAGCCAGCCCCCACUUACCUAUUGUCAUUUGCUCCUGCCCAGUGCCACUGGACCCUUGGGAAGCCACCCUCUGAGCCCAAAAGGUAGGAAACAAGAGGAUGGCAAAAAAAAAAAUCUAUACACACCAGACCACUACAGUAAGCAUUGUAUUUUUGUCUUUUUCAAGCAAUCACACGAAAUUGGAAGUCUGUCUUGACUUACAAUCUCGUGUGAUUGGUGGUCUAUCAUAAACUGGUGUUUUAUGCCUCUGGUGCUGUUUUAUGCCUCUGGUGUUGUUUUCAGUCCCUUUGUAAGUAUUGCUCACGUAUUUUAUAUGCCUAUCGAUCUUGGAGGCUAUGAUGCUUGAUAGGUCUUUCCACGUUGUGGGGGGGCAGGCGAUUGGUCGAUAAUUAACCACUAUUGAUCUACCUUGAGGGUGUUUGUUGCUAGUACAUGGUUUAUUUGUGCUGCUAGGUGUUCACGCAGCAUUUGUUUCGUUAUCCAGUAUGUGUGGAUCGUGUCAGGUGCUUGCCAAACUUUCAUGUGGGCUACUUAUUGUUGUAUAUCACUGACUGUAAUGCCGACUAGUUGCUCCUCUGGGUGCAUGCAGAGGUCUACUUUCAGGAGUAGCCACAGGACGUUGGUGUUAUGUGAAUCUUUGAUGUUCUUAAAGUACUGGUAUGUCUUGGCUCUUGUUGAUGCACAGCAGCAGUGCACACACCUUGGAUGGCUCUUUGGUAAACAGGACAUGUAUUCUCUUAGCCUUUGCUUCUCUAGUGUAGCUGCUCAUUGUUAAAGGACCACUAUAGUGCCAGGAAAACAAACUUGUUGGGCAGAAGGGGGCUGAAAGGGGUUAAACACUUACCUUUCUUCAGUGCCGGGCUCCCUCAGCGCUGGACACUCUCCUUCCUCUUCUGAUGUCAUCCGCCGCAUGCGCGGCAAGAGCCUUCAAUCAGUCCACGGGAAAGCAUUUCUUAAUGCUUUCCUAUGGACGGCAGCAUCUUCUCACUAUGAAAAUCAGUCGGAAGCGCCUCUAGCGGCUGUCAAUGAGACAGCCACUAGAGACUGGCAUAACCCUAAUGUAAACAUGCACAUACAUACAUAAGACAGAACAGUAAGAUAAUGCUGGGGGAGUGUUCAUGUAAAAUGUUGGUAGUGGGACAGGAAACCCAAAUCAAUAUUUAGUGCUCUAUUCUUUCUGUUAAGCAAAGUUUUUCUUUCUUGGGUAUUAUUAAAAACCCCUUUCAGUACUUUGAUUUUUAGGUCCUUCAUUGAGUGGCCAGACUGGGUAAAAUGGUGUCCCACAAGAGUGCAGUAGGAUUCUUCUUUGUGGUGUUUAAUGGAGUGUCUGUGCAUAUUCAUUCUGCCAUUUAAUUGCUGGGUGGUUUCCCCAAUGUAGCAUCCUAGGUGGCACGUGGUGCAUUGAAUGUAUACCACAUUGCUGGAUGUGCAGGAGUAUGAUCCUUUAAUGCUGUAGGUUUUAUUGUUGUGUGUGGCUGUGUUGUCUGUGCAUAUGUGCUGGCACAGUUUGCAGCGAGGGUUUUUUGCAUUGACUGGUCCCGUUUUCUUUAUUCUUCCCAUCAGUGGGCAGCUUCCUGUUGAUUCAUUUUUGUUGGAGGUUUGGUGGUUGUCUGAAAGCUAAAAUGGGUGUUUCAGAGAAAACGUUUUUCAGAUUCUCAUCUUCUGUUAACAUUGGUUGUAGGUCUUUAAUGAUUUUCCGUGUUUCCUCAAGAGUUGGGUUGUAGGUGACCACAGUUUCUCUCUGUACUGUAGCAAGUGCGUGCAUGGCGUUUUUACAGCAGAGUUGAAUUGUUUGGGAAUAGUUUUUGGUUUGACAUUACAGUCAGUGAUAUACAACAAUCGUUUUUGGUUUGUAGCCUUUCUGUCUCAUAGAUUGAGAAAGUACAACCUACAACCCAACUCUUGAUGGUGUAAAAACGCCAUGCACGCGCUUGCUACAGUACAGCAGAGUUGAAUUGUUUGGGAAUAGUUUUUGGUUUGACAUUACAGUCAGUGAUAUACAACAAUAAUCGUUUUUGGUUUGUAGCCUUUCUGUCUCAUAGAUUGAGAAAGUACAACCUACAACCCAACUCUUGAAGAAAUAAGGAAAAUAAUUUUCUCCAUUUGUGACAUUGUUCAUCUUCUGCUGUGAAGACGCAUUGGCAUAUGAGACCAUUGGGUAUUUGAUUGGUGCCGAAGGGAAUAAAAACUCUCUUCUGACACUUACCUGAUUUCCGUUCGAAUGUACAUUGGCGCUGGUUCAGGCUCCACCGACAUUGUCAGGCAUAGGUGUUCGCUUUAAUUAGCACUAAUUUGGGGUCCACAGAGAUGUCCCCCACAGAUGUGAAGCAUUUUCUAGUGCCCUUAUGAGCAGUAUGUGCUCAAAGACAGCUGUUUUCAUGGGAGUGGGUCCGGAGCUGGGGAACAUGGCUGCCGCUCGGCAUUUCUAUCUUGUAUUGUUCAAGUUGUUAAAAUACUUCUGUGAACCAAUGAAAAGUGUUAUUUUGCAUGCUAGAUUUGGAACGUUUGGUUGAUCUUUGCUAACUUGCAGCGAGUAGUGCUAAGUUUGUUACAGACACAAGAAUGUAGCUUCCAUUUUGUAUCUUAUAAUACCAACCGUCAAAACUUUCUCAGUUCCUAAAAUGUUUUUAAAAAGUUUUCGAUGUAAAUAGUGCAGUGCACAUACAUGCAAAAACAAACCAGUAGGGUGUACUUUUCUCUAUAAUGGGAGAAAAUGGGGGAGAAGCUGAUGUGGUUUUAUGCUUGCUGUAGUUUGAGAUUUUUUUUUUUUUUUGACACAUUUUCAGACUUUUAAUUUGUAGAUGCCAAAUGUAAUUUCUCAUUUAUUACUCGAAGUUCUGCAUGAUGCAGUUUUGCUUCUUACAUGAGCAUGCUGCAGUGACUUUAUUCACAAUGUAGCAGUAAAGGCAUACUCCUAGUACCAUAACCAUUACAGGAGUGCCCUUGAUCCCUCUCAAAAUAAGUAGUCAUACUGUUUUUUUUUGUUUGUUUUUUAAGACUGGAUGACUGCUUUACCUGGUUACCGCUAGACAUCCACCUCGCCGGAUGCUGGAAAUUCCUGCAACAUGCUUCUUUUAGUUCCACUAAGCUUUCUCUGCCAUUUGGGACCCAGCUGAUUAGCUGAGAGCAUCAGCUGAUUGUUGUCCGCCAGAAAGCACUGCUAUGCACAGCCAGGCUUACCUGGAAGCAGGGAAAGUGGUGCUUUGACUACUUACUAUGAGAAGGUGCAAAGGUCCUGAUGGAACCAUAUCACUGCAGAUGGCUAUAGUGGUUAUAGUAAUCUUUUAAAAUGUUGCAUUGCCUAUCACCAUACCUGCAUAUGGUGUUUAGAUUCCUUACCCUUAAUAUUUUCUAGCUUGCACCUGAUCUUAUUUUGUCUGAAAGGAUACACAUUUUCUAUUUUGAAUUAUUCUGGAUAUUAUAAGUCUUCUUCCAUAAUUUUCAUCAGCAUCCUAAAUUUUGCAGUCAGACAGUGGCCACUGUGCACCCUUAUCAUAGUUGCUAACCACCAGUCGAUUUACAAACCAUCCUUAACAAUAACUUUUUCAUAUGUCCACAAGGUCCAUCAAUUUUGUGACUCGUUAGUAAACUGUAGGUGUUGAAUGCUGUUGCUAAUUAAAGAAAAGCCUGUGGCUGCUCACUGUUUACUAGACAUGCCCCUACUCGCGGUAUAGCGAAUAGGGGCAGAAUUUACUAAUACUAAGUAAUCUUUACUUAAUAUUAGUAAAGUUGGCUGAAAGACUAAUUUAGGUCUUUCAGCAUUUUAGUAGAUAACUCCCUGAUACCGUGGGAAUUAGGGAGUUAUCUACUAAGCGGCUGCAAGAUGCAGCCACAGCACGAAUAGGAUCGGACUUUCAUUCAUUCGAAUGAAAUUGCGAUCCGAACAAAGUCCCGAAUUGCAUCCUAACUCGAAUGGAGAAACUGUUCUUAUUCUGUUAGGAUGCAAUUCGGCAGUUUUGUCGGCGUUCUGUCUAAGUGACCGGACGUUCGGCAAUACUGACAGGAAGCAUCAUGGGAACAAGGAGGAAAGCUAAGGAUCAUGGCAAACUUUGCUCCUCCGCUGGUCAAAGCUGGUUAAGCGGAGGAAACCUCCAUAAGGCAAAGAGUCCCUACUUUGUCUUAUGAUUUUAAAGAAAACUAAAGAAGACAGGAAGAAAAGAAGAACAGAUCCUGAGAGAGGGGGAGAAGAGGAAGAGAUUGAGGAAAGGUAAGUUCGGCAUGACAGUGCCGCUUUAAUUAAAAUGUAUUGGCAAACUGGCACUUCUGUAUUAGUGCAAAAAUAAUCCCAAAUUAUUAGCAAUACAUUAAGAAACCUUUAUUUUCUCCGCUAUAUUUUAAAUACCAAGACAUUCCUCGACUGGCAGAUGUUUUAAUGUGAAGUGACUACUUUGAGCAUUAAAACAUUUCCCUUUCUUAGAACUGUAAAUGUAAUUUUCAGAACAUUACAAACAUGCAUACCUGCAAGACAUCAAUUUUCUUGGUGGAGAUCCAGAUGGAGACAAAAGCAUCUGCAAAAGUAUGCUCAAAACUGAGGCACUCUUCUUGUGUAUAGGAAAAGAACUAUACUCACAAUAGGGAUUAUAGAUAAACAGUUAUGUUUAAUGGGUUUAUGGGUAAUUGGGUUUUUUGUUUUUUUCUGGAUCUUUUCUUAUUUGCAUCUAUUUAUUCCCAUACUUACUCUAAACUACUUAUUGCGCUUCUUGUUAUUUUCCCCUAUUUUAUUUGGGUUCUUUUGAUUUUUUUUUUUUCCGUGUGCUUUUUGACAAAUGUGCUAUGUCCAUUGUAUAAAACAGGAGAUUCAAAUCUGCACAUCGUGCCAAAUGUAAAAUUUUCUGAGGCAGGUUAGCAGUUUUCACAUUCUUUUUAAUGUGCACUGCUCAAAAAAAUAAAGGGAACACAAAAAUAACACAUCCUAGAUCUGAAUGAAUUAAAUAUUCUCCUGAAUAAUUGUACGCCCUCCUGUCUUUCCUUACUUACCCGGUUGCCGGCAGUCCCACGCCGGCGGUCGCGGUGGGGGGGACUCCCAGGGAGCCUCCUCCUCCGGUGGCCCCAGGCCAUGUGAGAGUGAGGUCCUUGCGAGGACCUCACAAUCACAUGGCCGGGUAGGCUGCCUCCUGCAUUGCCAGCAGGGGGGCUGCCUGUAAUGACAGGUGGUCCGCCUGCUGGCUGAAAAUAAAAGUAAAAUAAAUUAAAAAGUGUAAAAAAAAAUAAAAAUAAAAAAUGUAUACUUAGAUCAUAUAAAUAUUAUAUAUAUAUAUAUAUAUAUAUAUAUAUAUAUAUAUAUAUAUAUAUGAAUGAUCUAAGUAUAUAUAUAUAUACACACACACACACACACACACAAAUACAUACACACUCUUACACUGUCUAGGUGUAUUUUACUAUUUAUAUAUAUAUAUAUAUAUAUAUAUAUAUAAUCAAAUUACACGUAGACUGAUACUGAUUAAAUAUAUAUAUUUCGUUCUAACCGUAUUGUGAUAUUAAUAUAUAUGUAUUUAUAUCAAAAUACACGUAGAACGAAAUAUAUAUCUACAUACAUAAAUAUAUACGUAUAUAUCACUAUAUAUACCUAUAUAUAAAUAAAAAUAUUUUAAAAAAUUAUAUAUAUAUAUACACACAUAUAGAUUCUCAAACGUGUGUGUGUGUGUGUGUAUAUAUAUAUAUACAUAUAUUAAUUCUACAUAUAUAUUUAUGUAAUAUUUUUACAUAAUUAGGUAUCUUAAUUAAUUACAAUUAGCAGGACCUGCCUGACAACCCAUGCCGAAAGUAAAAUGAAUUUAAUUUGCUAACACUAUAUUUAACCCUAUAAUUUUCCAAUACACCAUAAAACCUGUACAUGGGGGGUACUGUUGUACUCGGGAGACUUCGCUGAACACAAAUAUUAGUGUUUCAAAACAGUAAAGUGUAUUACAAUGAUGAUAUCGCCAGUAAAAGUGACGUUUUUUUGCCUUUUUCAUGCACAAACAGCACUUACACGGACGAUAUUAUUGCUGUGAUACUUUUUACUGUUUUGAAACACAAAUAUUUGUGUUCAGCGAAGUCUCCCGAGUACAACAGUUCCCCUCAUGUACAGGUUUUAUGGUGUUUUCAAAAGUUACAGCGUCAAAUAUAAGGCUUGCGUUUCAUUUUUUUCACAUUAAAAUUCGCCAGAUUGGUUACGUUGCCUUUGAGACCCUAUGGUAGCACAAGAAUGAAAAUUACCCCUAUGAUGGCAUACCAUUUGCAAUAGUAGACAACCCAAGGUAUUGCAAACAGGGUAUGUCCAGUCUUUUUUAGUAGCCACUUAGUCACAAACACUGGCCAAAAUUGGCGUUUUUUGCAUUUUUCACACACAAACAAAUACUAACGCUAACUUUGGCCAGUGUUUGUGACCAAAUGGCUACUAAAAAAGACUGGACAUACCCCAUUUGCAAUACCUUGGGUUGUCUACUAUUGCAAAUGGUAUGCCAUUAUGGGUGUAAAUUUAAUUCCUGGGCUACUAUACAGUCCCAAAGGCAACGUAACCAAUCUGGCGAAUUUCAAUUUCAAAUGUAACAUGCUAUAUUUGACCCUGUAACUUCCCAAAAUGCCAUAAAACCUGUACAUAGGGGGUACUGUUUUACACGUGAGACUUUGCUGAAAACAAAUGUGUAUUUUAUUGCAGUAAAAGCAAACAGUAUUAUGACAUUGACCGUUAAAAUGUCAUGUAGAACUAAAAAAAAAAAAACCUUAUUUUCUCCAAUUUUUUUUCAUAUUAAAUUGUUACAUAGCUAAAUAUUUGAUAUUAAAUGCAAGCCCUGUUUCCCCUGAAUAAAAUGAUAUAUAAUAAGGGUGGGUGCAUUUAAUAUGAAAGAGGUGAAUUACGGUUGGACAAACUUGUAGCGCAAAUGCCAGGUUUUGUUUACCUUUUGUUUCGUUCACAACGUGUACAUUUGGCUCCGUCCUUAAGGGGUUAAUCGAUUUCUCUUCUCUCCCUCUGUCAGGAUCUGUUCAUUUCUUUCUGUCUGCUUUAGUUUUCUUUAAAACAUAAGACAAAGUAGGGCGUACUUUGUCUUAUGGAGGUUUCCUACACUUGACCAGCUUUGACCAGCGGAGGAGCAAAGUGUGCUUCGUUUCUGGUGAUCAAAGCAAUUUCCCACAAUUCUCACCUUUGAACCGUGAUCUCGCGAUGCUUCCUGUCAGUAUUUCCGAAUGUCCUGUCACUUAGACAGAAUGCCGGCAAAACUACCGAAUUUCGUCCUAACAGAAUGAGAACAGUUUGUUCAUUCAUGUUAGGGCGCAAUUCGGGACUUUGUUCAGAUCGGAUUUUAAUUUAAAUGAAUGAAACUCCGAUCCGAUUUGUGCCACAGCUGCAAGGUUUAGUAGAUAACUCCCUAAUUCCCAUGGUAUCAGGGAGCUAUCUACCAAAAGGCUGAAAUACAUAAAUUGGUCUUUAAGCCAAAUGUGGGGGGAGAGGAGGGGGGCUAUUUUCCUCCCACCCCUAAGCGGCGGGUGGGGGCACUAAAUAACAAUAAGGGGACGACAACCCAUAAAUAUAUAUAUAUAUAUAUAUAUAUAUAUAUAUAUAUAUAUAUAUAUAUAUAUAUAUAUAUAUUUAUUUAUUUAUUACAGGCUGCAACUGACAUUUAAGAUGUUUUACAAUUACAAUUCAUACUUUCAUACAGGUUUCUAAAGGUACAAAACUCAUUGUUAAUAUAUUAAUCACUUCACUCUAAGACCAAGAACUGCAGAUCCCUCAAGGUCAGUUUAAGAGUGACAUGACGACAGGCUUCCUGCAUUCUCAGCUGCUUUUUCUGGGAGGGGAUCUGAUCGGGUUUGUGUAUAAUACCCUUCAACUUUUAAAUUAGGGAUUUCUCUCUGAUUAAAGGCUUGGUCCAGCAUUUUAACUCAUGUUUAAUUCCCCAUUAUUAGAUGAAAUAUAAAAUAUACUAGUGCCAAUAUUUUGCUAUACACUAUAAUUAAUCCCACAGGGGUGUUUCCACAGCAGUCUCCUUCACACACGGCUGAUUUGUAUCCUGUUUCCCAGCAAAUCAGCUUUUCCAUAAUAUAAUUAAAGAGAAACAUUUGCUUAAAUACUGUCUGAAGCACGUGUCAAACUGCAUUUAGAUUUGUGCUGUUGGAUAGAGUAAAUAUCCACAAUACUGUAUACAAAGAGUUAGGUAUUAUGUUGUUAUGGAGCUAACUAGUUAAAUACAUUUUUAAUUCACUUGUACAUUGUAGCUUUAAUUUUUCCACUAAGUGGUGUGGAUGUAUUGUCCCUAUCCUUUUAGCCCUGCAGGAAAAACCAUGUUUACAUUGCAGGGUUUAGCUGCCUCUAGUGGUUGCUUCUCUAACUGCCACUAGAUGCACUUGCAUCUAAGUAGCUAAGUGAAACCGUGGAAAUGGCCUCCCAAUGCUUUCCUAUAGGAGAUCAUCAAUCGUGGAAUAGUUGAGACCGGCGCUGCCAGAGAGAAAACAGAAGUAAAACGUGUUUGUUUUUUUCCUGCUCUUUUACAAAAAAGGGGGCAGAGACACAGUCAAUAUGAGUAUUUCAUAAAUAUUCUAUCUCUAAGAAAAUCUUAUGUUGCAUGGGGUGACAGUGCAGCUUUAAAGGGGACUUUUUGCAGUCCAUCUGUUUGCCAAUAGCCUUAUUGGCAAAUGUAUGUGGAAUUCCACUGACUGUAAGAGCAAACAGAACAUCAGCCAAACGGAAGUAUAUGAAAUUUGGCUGAAACAAUUUGCCUCAUUUCGACUGUAGAAGGCUUUCAGCUGGAACAGAUGACUUGGAACAACCUAAUGACAUUUGAGAAAUGCUUAGAGUAUAAGUCUGACUCUUUCAUUGUCAUUCUAGUGAUGCAGUUGGCAUUUGGUUUUUCUUCUGUCAUUAACUUAAAUAAAUAAAAAAAAUUAAAAUGGUAUCGGAUGGCACAAUAAGUCAAGUGAAAAUGGGUAGCUAUAGUGUCCCGAUAGGUAAGCAUAUACAUUUUUUGUCUUUUGCUUAGGUGAUAUUUAUUGGGGAUUAUACCUAAACAUUUUCACUUUAUUUAUAGUAAUGUUUAGCCAUGCUGCAAAGAAUUGUUUUUUUGGUUUAUAGUUUCACAGGUUUUGAGAGUUUGCCUGAGGUGUUGAAGGUUUACAAAAGGAUUCUCGUUACGCAUUUUAUAUAUUUUUCUCUCCCUUAUGUCCUCUCUUCUGCCCUUUCCCUUGCAAUUCAUUUCACUCUAAUUGACCACUUUAGUCCAUUACUUAUCUUUCUUUACUCCCCCUACUAGCAAUCGUAACAUCUUUUUCACCAAUCUUGAGUGCAUGGAGCAGCAUACCUAUCAGGCACAUCAUGAUGCAGUAUCUUUACUUGCACUGUCAUUAUUUGCUUUUGAAGAUAACAAAGUGUGGAUAGAUUUUUAAAAACAAGCUGAUGAUGAACAGCAUUUUAGUUUUCUCUACAGCAUUGACACAGAGAAACUCCUUUUUCUUUCACUAAAUAUAGUAGACAACACCCCUCAUGCUUUCCACAUGAGGUGUGCACAAAUAAGAAUCAUUCCACAAUCUCCAUAUCGGGUUUUUCAAAGUAGUCUUGGAGAGCUUGCAAGAUCUAAGGUCUGAUUUCCCAGUCGUCCUCUUUUGAUUUUUUUUUUUUUUUUUUUGGGUAUGCUAAAUGUGCACACAUUUAUAAAUCUCUCUUCAGGAUUUGUCCAUUGCUCUCUGUUUCUCACUCCGUGUCCAUCCUAUUUGUGGUUUUCUCUUUUCACCUUAUUUCUAAGUUCUCCACCUUAUUCUGCAGACUGAAAUUACAAUCUUUUUACUGCAUAGUUGCACUGCAAACAUGCUUAUUUCUUCCAAAGAUAGUGUCUUCUGCAUUUGUUGACUUUCCAAGUGCAACAAGUAUUCUACCAGGCAUAUAGUCAUCUAGGGUAAAAAGCCAUCCCUCAUAUGCAAGGCUGCUGUUUAAUAUUUGAUACUUUCAGGUGUUUUAGCUACUUUUAUGCAUGAACUUUUUCUAGGUCAUUCUUCCUGUUUAGACAGCUGAACUUGGCACAUUCUGCUUGUUUGAUUUAUUAUUGAUAUUUAUAUAGAGUCAAAAUAUUACAAAGCACUUUAUAAUUACGUUAAAGGGUGAGAGAGGCUCUGCUCAAACGAGCUUACAAUCUAUAGUAACCAGCUUAAAAUGUUAAAAUUUAGUUUCUUGUUCCUGUUUAUUGGUUAACAAUAUUAAAGCAGCUCCCCCCCUUCCCACACACCAAAAAAAGAUACAAUCUUUAUAAAAUACUCACAUCACUGUUAGAAUUUCACUAAAAUUCCAAUGUAGUCAAAAUAAUAAGACUAUGUAGGGUUUGCUUAUUCUUAUAUAUUUUUCCUCCACUUGACCAAAGGGGUAGCUGUGCUUUCAGGUUUCGCUAAUACCUUUGGCCUUCACUAGUGACGUCGGUGGGAUAAAAAUUAUUUCACUGAUAAAAAAGAUAUCUUUAUUGAUACUAUGUAUUAGGGAUCGACCGAUUAUUGGUCUGGCCGAUAUUCGGUAUUUUCGGCAAUCUCUGUAUCGGCCAAUAAAGAUAUAACGAUAUUGCCAAUAAUACAUACCAGGACCGCAGCAAGCUCUUACUUACCUUCCCAGCAGCUCCCCAGUGUAAAUCUUGAGUCCCGCGGCCUUCAGAGCCUUGCCACGGGUUACAAUGGCAAUGCUCCGCGCGGCACACUAGUCGCAAGAUUUACACUGGGGAGGUAAGUAAGCGAUUGCGGGGCCCCCACUGCACAGUCCAUGCCACGGGAUCACCAGGGAAUGCCAUAGCCCCCCUCCCUGGCCAGGUUACAAGCAGGGAGGGGGGAAUUAAAAAAAAAAAAAAUACAAAUUCCUUCCCUUCCCCCUCCAUUUUACACAAAUUACAUACCUACAGAAACACACACACUCUGCAUUAUAUACACGCACUACACAAACACACACUCUGCAUUCAUUAUAUAUACACACACAUACUCUGCAUUCAUUAUAUACACACACACACACACACACACACACUCUGCAUUCAUUAUAUAUACACACACACACACACUCUGCAUUCAUUAUAUAUAUACACACACACACACACACUCUGCAUCCAUUAUAUACACACACACACUCUCUGCAUCCACUACAUGUGGCAUGUAUAUUUUCUGCAUUUACCUUUAGAAAUAGUUUUAUUUUAUUUUUAUUUAUUUUUUAAUGGUAAAUGUACAGAAUAUCGGUAAGUUAUCUUGCCUGUACUACAUUCCCAGGCAAAGCACACCAAGUUGCGAUGUUAGAAAUGGGUUACCAUUUGCUUAUUAACCUUGCCAUUUCAACUACACAAUCAUUAAUAAAGAGUUUAUCCUACCUUUGCUGCUAUAACAACCUCCAUUUUUAGUAAUGCUUUCCAAUGCUGGUACAUUUAUGUAAAGAUUUCCUUAAGUGGCACAGUCACUUAUGAUCCCCAGAUGACAUAUCCAAUUGUAUCAUGAGUGAUGUGAGUAAUUAAACUUACCUGGUGCUACCCUUCCUGAGAACUGCUCAGAUACUUGAGACUAUCACCAAUGAGACCAGUGCUGUGAGGGAGAAAAGGUAAGUAACCUACCUUUUUAACCCUUGCAGCAGGGAACCCAGAAAAUAAAAAGUGACUAGGGAACAUUUUGUUCAUAACACUAUAGUAUUCCUUAUAUAUGAUCACUAUAGGGUCAGGAACACAAACAUGCAUUCCUAACCCUAUAGUGUUAAUACCACCAUCUAGCCCCCUGGGCCCCUCAUGCCUCCAUAAAUAUAGUAAAAUCUUACUGUAUUCAAGCCAGAAGCUGUAGAUCUGCAUGCUGUUUGCCACACAAAAAAAACAAGCAGUCUGCUGACAUCAUCAGAAGUGGUAGCCUGAUCCAAUCACAAUGCUUCCCCAUAGGAUUGGCUGAGACUGACAGAGCCAGAUCAGGGGCAGAGCCAGCAUGAUUCAAACACAGCCCUGGCCAAUCAGCAUCUCAUCAUAGAGAUUAAUUGAAUCAAUGGAUCUCUAUGAGGAAAGCUCAGUGUCUGCAUGCAGAGGGGGGAGACACUGAAUGUUUGGAUGCAUUUUAGGCAGCCACGACCCAGGAAGGAUCUGUAACAAGCAUCUGAGGAGUGACCAGUGAAGUUAUCACUAGGCUGUAAUGUAAACACUGCAUUUUCUGUGAAGAGACAGUGUUUACAGCAAAAAUCCUGAAGGUAAUGAUUCUACUCACCAGAACAAAUUCAAUAAGCUGUAGUUGUUCUGCUGACUAUAGUGUCCCUUUAAAGGACCACUCUAGGCACCCAGACCACUUCAGCUUAAUGAAGUGGUCUGGGUGCCAGGUCCAGCUAGGGUUAACCCAUUUUUUCAUAAACAUAGCAGUUUCAGAGAAACUGCUAUGUUUUAUGAAUGGGUUAAGCCUUCCCCUAUUUCCUCUAGCGGCUGUCUCAUUGACAGCCGCUAGAGGCGCUUGCGUGCUUCUCACUGUGAUUUUCACAGUGAGAGCACGCCAGCGUCCAUAGGAAAGCAUUAUGAAUGCUUUCCUAUGUGACCGGCUGAAUGCGCGCGCGCAGCCAGUCGACGGGGAGGAGAGAAGGAGGAUCGGAGGAGGAGAGCUCUCCGCCCAGCGCUGGAAAAAGGUAAGUUUAAACCCCUUUCCAGAGCCGGGCGGGAGGGGGACCCUGAGGGUGGGGGCACCCUCAGGGCACUAUAGUGCCAGGAAAACGAGUAUGUUUUCCUGUCACUAUAGUGGUCCUUUAAGUUAAAAAUUAACAGGUUUUUUUUCCCCCACAGACAAUUUAAAUAUCUGCAUAGACUUUUUUUUUUUUUUUUUUAAUUAAACAUAACCACUUGGCAGUCUCAUUUGAAAUACCUGUGUGGCCUACAAUUUUGUGGCUGAAGGUUUGCUGUUCCUAGAAAACUCAAUUUCAUAAGAGCAGCACUUUUAGAUGAGCUGUCCAAUUAUACAAAGGUAAACAUCUAUAUCUGUCUUCAAGGAAAUUUGUUUUCUAUUAAAUUAAGUCAGAGCUCUGGCGUAAAGGUCUUUUUGUCUGUUGACAUUGCAUUGCUCUGCAUGACUUAUGCAUUUUUCAGCAAUGGGUAUAGCUGAAAUUAGGAAAUCAUUAAUUAAAAGUUGUCUACUGGAGUUGUUUCAGUUUUCAUAACUUGCUUUCAAUUCGAAUGCAGACUGUGCAGCUAAUGCAGUGAGCUCUCACCCAACCUACACAUCAUUUAGUUAGCUAUAAUUAUUAGUACAUCUGGCUCACACAUAAUUCUUCUUAAGAAGAAAUGGAAAUGCCUGUCAGGUCACAGACUCUGGAUAACCUUUGUUUUGUUUGCUAUGGAUCUAAUAUUAUACACUUUGCUGUAUAUGAAUUUUUAAUUGAAGUAAUAGCUUUCAUAGUAUAGUAAAAUUGUAAGUGGCCAGGUUGUUCUCUGUAUAACUUAUGUACGUUUACUAAUGAAAUUAUAAGAAAAUGUCACAUACAUCCAUAUUUAUCAAAGAAAACCAGGUGCUGAUUUGGUGGCAAACUGCUAUUUAGAGAUUGCCAUGGAAACCAAGAGAAUAAUUGGCACCAUUUAGUACUUUGCCUUAGAAUGUCUAUUGUUUUUGCCUUGAUAAACAUGGCUUCUAGCCUAAUAAUUUACCUAUGGUAAAUUGUGAUCUGCAUUAAAGUAUCCAAAAAUUGAUUGACGGUCCUGCCAGUUAUGUGAGUGCAGGUUAUGGCUUAUGAUGUGUUUGCUUUACAUUAAGGGCCAGUUUACCUAUGUGAGUGAGAUCCAGCUUGGGGAAGGGCACAGUGAGAUCUAGCAGUGAGGGGCAUUGUUUGGGGGUGCUCAUUCAGUGAGGGGCCAGGCUGGCAGUGUUUGGGGGUGCUCACUCAGUGAGGGGCCAGGCUGGCUGUGUUUGGGGGGUGCUCACUCAGUGAGGGGCCAGGCUGGCUGUGUUUGGGGGGUGCUCACUCAGUGAGGGGCCAGGCUGGCAGUGUUUGGAGGGUGCUCUCACAGUGAGGGGCCAGGCUGGCUGUGUUUGGGGGGUGCUCACUCAGUGAGGGGCCAGGCUGGCAGUGUUUGGGGGGUGCUCUCACAGUGAGGGGCCAGGCUGGCAGUGUUUGGGGGGUGCUCAUUCAGUGAGGGGACAGGCUGGCUGUGUUUGGGGGGCUCACUCAGUGAGGGGCCAGACUGGCAGUGUUUGGGGGGCUCACUCAGUGAGGGGCCAGGCUGGCUGUGUUUGGGGGGGUGCUCUCACAGUGAGGGGCCAGGCUGGCAGUGUUUGGGGGGCUCACUCAGUGAGGGGCCAGACUGGCAGUGUUUGGGGGGCUCACUCAGUGAGGGGCCAGGCUGGCCGUGUUUGGGGCUCACUGCGAGGGGCCAGGCUGGCUGUGUUUGGGGGCUCACUCAGUGAGGGGCCAGACUGGCAGUGUUUGGGGGGCUCACUCCAGUGAGGGGCCAGGCUGGCUGUGUUUGGGGUGCUCACUCAGUGAGGGGCCAGGCUGGCUGUGUUUGGGGUGCUCACUAGUGAGGGGCCAGGCUGGCUGUGUUUGGGGGCUCACUCAGUGGGGGGCCAGGCUGGCUGUGUUUGGGGGGCUCACUCAGUGAGGGGCCAGGCUGGCUGUGUUUGGGGGGCUCACUCAGUGAGGGGCCAGGCUGGCAUUGUGGGCACUUCCUGUGUGAGGCGGUGCGGAAGGAUCCUGCUUCUCAUACAGUGCAGUGAGCGUGCUGCUGCUCGGCGCUUCCUGUAGGCUGCGGAAGGAUCUCGUGUUCCCCCGCCCCUUGCACACACACAUACACACGCACUGUGUGCCUGGAUCUCCGCUUCCUCCUCCUCUCCUGCUGCCGCCGCUCUGACUCAAUGUGAAGCUGAACCUCCCGACAAAAAUGGCGACCUCGCUGCACGAGAGACCCACCAACCAGCUCGAUCUGCUCAUCCGAGCCGGUAACGCAUGCAGCGCGGAGACGGGGGGGGUAUAAUGAGCGUGCACGGCCGGCCCCGGCCCUCUGUGCACGGCGCUGGCUGGCUGCAGGGGGGAGGGAUGCGGCUGCGCACGUUUCGCUCUCGGGGCGCUCUCCGGGGCCAAUCAGGAAGUGAUGGUGGUCGGGCUGGGCCCCCGGGGGCCACGCUCUGCCUGCAGGGAGCCAGCACACUGACUGCCCCAACCAGGAAGUGAGAGAGAGAGCGCGCCUGCUCUGCCACGCUGUGUGCGCUCCAUCCCCGGGCUGCCAGCAUUGUACCCGGGUCACAUGGAGGCCGUGCCGGAGCUAAUCUGCACAGAGCGGGCUGCCAUGCUGGGUACCCGGCCGGGAGGACAUACUGUGAUACGGUUACUGUAUGGGGAGAUUUUAUUUUUAAUGCAACAAAAAAAAAGCCCGUUUAUAGCGGAAGCGCUGAGAUCAAACGGGCUGGGACAGCGUGUGAGUGACAGCGGCCAUCGGCCAAUAGUAUUGGAGGGAAUGUUCGAAAUACAAAAACCGGCCAAUAGGCUGACGGCGGAGAGGCUGGGCUACGGGCCAAUAGGCGCACAGCGCCGCGGUGAUUGGCAGUUAGCCGUGAGCUCACAAUGCGGAUGGAAUUGGAGGGAAGAGUAGAGAUGUAAACACGGAAGUGAGGGGCGGGGCUUACAUUGGGCACCUGGGCUGAUCUAGCUUGAUAGACACGUGCAGCGCGCACUCAGCCUGUCCAUAGGGGAUAAUACAUUAUCACACAGGGCCCCGGAUACAGUGUUAUUAUUAAUGGGAGACAAGGCAUGAUUACACAGGGCUCCAUACAGUGUUAAUAUUAAUGGGGGACAAGGCAUGAUUACACAGGCCUCCAUACAGUGUUAAUAUUAAUGGGGGACAAGGCAUGAUUACACAGGCCUCCAUACAGUGUUAUUAUUAAUGGGGGAUAAUACAUUAUUACACAGGGCCCCGGAUACAGUGUUAUUAUUAAUGGGGGAUAAUACAUUAUUACACAGGGCCCCGGAUACAGUGUUAUUAUUAAUGGGGGACAAGACUGAUUACACAGGGCUCCAUACAGUGUUAUUAUUAAUGGGGGACAAGACAUUAUUACACAGGGCCCCGGAUACAGUGUUAUUAUUAAUGGGGGACAAAGCAUGAUUACACAGGGCUCCAUACAGUGUUAAUAUUAAUGGGGGACAAGGCAUGAUUACACAGGCCUCCAUACAGUGUUAAUAUUAAUGGGGGAUAAUACAUUAUUACACAGGGCCCCGGAUACAGUGUUAUUAUUAAUGGGGGAUAAUACAUUACACAGGGCCCCGGAUACAGUGUUAUUAAUGAGGGACAAGACUGAUUACACAGGGCUCCAUACAGUGUUAUUAUUAAUGGGGGACAAAGCAUGAUUACACAGGGCCCCGGAUACAGUGUUAUUAUUAAUGGGAGACAAGACUGAUUACACAGGGCCCCGGAUACAGUGUUGUUAUUAAUGGGGGAUAAUACAUUAUUACACAGGGCUCCAUACAGUGUUAUAAUUAAUGGGAGACAAGACUGAUUACACAGGGCCCCGGAUAAAGUGUUGUUAUUAAUGGGGAUAAUACAUUAUUACGCAGGGCCCCGGAUAAAGUGUUGUUAUUAAUGGGGGACAAGGCAUGAUUACACAGGGCCCCGGAUACAGUGUUAUUAUUAAUGGGGGACAAGGCAUGAUUACACAGGGUUCAGGAUACAGUGUUAUUAAUGGGGGACAAGGCAUGAUUACACAGGGCUCCGGAUACAGUGUUAUUAUUAAUGGGGGACAAGACUGAUUACACAGGGCCCCGAUACAGUGUUGUUAUUAAUGGGGGACAAGACUGAUUAAACAGGGGCCCCGGAUACAGUGUUGUUAUUAAUGGGGGGACAAGGCAUGAUUACACAGGGCUCCAUACAGUGUUGUUAUUAAUGGGGGACAAGGCAUGAUUACACAGGGCUCCAUACAGUGUUGUUAUUAAUGGGGGACAAGGCAUGAUUACACAGGGCUCCAUACAGUGUUGUUAUUAAUGGUGGGACAAGGCAUGAUUACACAGGCCUCCGGAUACAGUGUUAUUAUUAAUGGGGGACAAAGCAUGAUUACACAGGGCUCCGGAUACAGUGUUGUUAUUAAUGGGGGACAAAGCAUGAUUACACAGGGUUCCGGAUACAGUGUUAUUAUUAAUGGGGGACAAAGCAUGAUUACACAGGGCUCCGGAUACAGUAUUAUUAAUGGGGGACAAAGCAUGAUUACACAGGGUUCCGGAUACAGUGUUAUUAUUAAUGGGGGACAAAGCAUGAUUACACAGGGUUCCGGAUACAGUGUUAUUAUUAAUGGGGGACAAAGCAUGAUUACACAGGGUUCCGGAUACAGUGUUCUUAAUGGGGGACAAAGCAUGAUUACACAGGGCUCCAUACAGUGUUAAUAAUGGGGGACAAAGCAUGAUUACACAGGGCUCCAUAUAGUGUUAUUAUUGGGAGACAAGGCAUGAUUACACAAGGCCCCAUACAGUGUUAUUAAUGGGAGACAAAGCAUGACCACACAAAGCCCCAUACAGUGUUGUUGUUAAUGGGGGACAAGGCAUAAUUACACGGAGCAUGUACAGUGUGAUAAUGGGGGGCAAGGCAUGAUUACACAGAUCCCCAUACAGUGGUAUAAUGGAGGGGACAAGGCAUGAUUACACAGAGCCCAGUACAUAGUCACGAUUACACACAGCUGUCCAGUUAGUGUUUCUGGGGCUCACUAUUGAGCAGUGUGUUGGUGACACAUGAUCUGUCUUAUUUCCGGAUCAGAUAAUCAGCUUAGGUGUUAGUGUGUGUGGAUUUAUUGGCAGUGUUUAAUUUAAUUUUUUUUUUUUUACUAUUACUGAAUACAUGAAUGUGUGAUCUAAUCUAUAAACUCUGAACAGUAGCUUGUAUUUUUGCUGUCUGUUAAAUAUAAAUAUGCAUGCACUUAGAAAUGUUUCAGUAAUAGGAUUUUUUGGUGGGAGAGGCUUAUUAUUUACAGUAAUUGUUGAAGUUUUAUGGGUUUUACACACAUAGGAAUUUAUUUGGUUAAUCUGCCAGCGACUAUUUGCAUGUCAGGCUAGAAACUCUGGGAUAGUUGACCACAAAACUCAAGAAUUAUGUUACCACAAGCAGCUAUUUGAAGAAAAGAAAAAAAUUAAUGCCCAAUGUUCAGUGUGUUUUAGAGACUUGUUUCAAACACUAGAUUUGGUUAUGCCACUAAUAAACCUAUGGUUUUUAUACAUAUACUGGUUAUAACCUAUAAAGCAUGUGUGCUGAAUAUCCUAGUACUUUAUAACAUCUCUGUGGAGUUGAGUGUUUGUACAUUACACAUAUAAUACACUUUGUGUACCACUGUUUUUAUGUUUCUAAGAGCUUUUUAUCUGGAUCUGGACAUAUCUCACAGUUGUUUGGGAUAAAUAAUUUGCGGUUGUUCGGUGCAGGGAAAAGUAUGAAAUUUACAAAAAGUUGUUACUUUUGCCAUGCCAAACAAAUGUCUGAAACUUUUUAGGAUAGUUUAAUAUUUAUAGCAUUUUCCUGUUUUUUGAAAAUUUUUAUAUUUUGUAUAGGAUAUUAUGAAAAGUAAAAAAAAAAAAGGCUUUAUACCUAUGCAAGAAUUAAAUGUGCGUUUAAUUUUACAUUGUCCACCAUGUUUGUUUCUCCGUUUUAUUUUCCAAAAAGAUAAAUAUUCUGUGUUCACAUGCAAACUCUCCAUUUAUUAAUCUAUUGUGUUAAAACUCAAAACACUUCCUUUACAAUAAUGGAUGUAAAGUUCUGGCAUGCUUGGAAGUUAAUUGACCAUCACAGCUCCAGGCUAGGGAUAUCCGGAUUUUAGUGCACAACAUAAUGACCCCCAAGGCUACACAAAUCCCAGUAGCUAGGUUGUCAUUACACCUACAAGGUUGUGUUCCCCUUAAGGUCGCCUUUGUUCAUUUGUAGACUAGCAUAGUUUUCUGUAGGUUAUUGGAGUUUUGCUUUUAACUCCUCUGAUCUUGGUAAACAAACUCAUGGGGAUUUGGAAGCAGUCAGUUGUGAAGUUCAGGUGAAGCGGGGGGGGGGAGGGGGGUGAUUUGUAAAAGUUACCCAUCCACACAUUGUAAAAGGUUUUUGGUUGUGAUAGAUAUAGAUAUAUAUAUAUAUAUAUUAUAUCAUCUGUGCUUUGUGAAUAACCCAGAGAAUUUCUAAAAGCCAAAACAACAACAAACGUGGUUGGAUGUGUAGCUGAUUUGGGUAAUUUUUCUAGUUCAUCUGUUUUGAAAUUCAGUAGAAUUCCUGACAUUUCUCACUUGUGACUAGCACUGUACGUUUAGGAUGCUUUAUGUAUUGCAUGUGAGCACUUGGUUUCAGGCCGCCUCAUGAACACUGGUAUUACAUUUCUAAUUGUAGUCAAUAUAGUGAUCUAAUUUCUUGAUAGUAAACUGGUAUGAAUUUGCUGAACAUUUGUAUUAUUUCUGGCUUAUUGGGAUUAGUGGGGUUAUUGCCACAUUUAAAACUUUGCUUCAUGGCUUGAAUUUUCUGUAUCUUUAAAUUGGUUUCUGAUUUCAUACUCUUUUAGUUAACUUGCUGCCUUAGUGGUGUAUCAUAUUAUCGAGAUAGAUGUGUGAAACCUAGCAGAAGCCAGAGAGGGCUGGACACCCAAAGAGAAUUCAUAAACACAGUUUGUGUAAACUAAUAUAGCACUUUAUCAAGCUUGCUACUUGUUUUUAACUCAUCAUGUAAUUGAUAUCCUUUGAAAUGCAUUAGAUCAUGGGUCCUCAAACUCCGGCCCCCCCAGAUGUUGCUGAACUACAACUCCCAUGAUUAUCUGGCUAUCUAUGUAAUUCAAAGAAUCAUGGGAGUUGUAGUUAAGCAACAUCUGGGGGGCUGGAGUUUGAGGACCCAUGCAUUACAUGAAGGGUAGCCAAAAAAAAGGUAAAAAUCUCUACUGUUGCAGAACAACAUCUCUCAUGUUGCUUUGUCAGCCUUGAAUGCAUUGUUCAAUGAAUGAUAGUUUAACCAUAUAUACACUGUACUACUCUCUCAUCUUUUACUAUUUGUAUGUUAUAUGGAAUUCAGCAUACAGUGUAAAAUGAAUAUAUUUUUUGUUGCAGGUUAUUAUGAUGCAUUAAAGUGAGUGUUGUUAGAACCUUCAUAUCUCAUCCCUUUCUCCCCAGUACGUUUUUGGAAUAGUGAUAACCAUAGAAACUCCCACUAGUGACUGAUUACCAAGAGGAAGCCUGCAUGUUCUUGGCUGCCAUCCAAUUCUGGCCUCAGUUUGAAAAGGCCUUAACUGCUUAUUGUCCCCAACAGAGACCUAUUGGAAGUGGGUGAGAUUCACAAUGCAGUAUUACAGUGUAUCCUGGCUACCCACAGGGUCCAGCUGGAGCAGUGUAACCCCUUCACUUCCAAACUGGCAUGAAUGGCUUAAUACUAUCCACUGGUCUGUAUUGUGUUGAUCCUAAUUAUUGUUACAGUGACACGGAUGUUGUUCAAUGUAUGUCACUAUUUGAGUGUAGACCAAUAAUGUAAGUUCUUGUUUUAUUUUUCCCCUCUCAUUCCUAUAAAUCUUAAAUGUAUGAUUUGAGUGUACAAAAGCUGUAAAGUUAAAGAAAUUAAGAUUUCAAUGCUAUGAAAUUCAAUUGAAGAAACUAUAACCAAUGUACACUGAUGUUUUGAGUUUUUGUUGGAAGCCCAUUAUAUUUGACUGCAGAUUUCCUUUUCCCAUGUUUAUUUCUCAUACUGCAGAUAGUUAUAUAUACCCACACAUCUACACACAUUCCCAUGCACAGUUGUAGAAUUUCACAUUACAUUUUUUUUUCUUUACUGUUCCCACAUUUGACUCUCUAAUUUUGCAUAUGAGUAAAAGGCUUGACAUUUACAAAUGUGCAAACUUAGGUAGAUUAUUUCCAAAUAUGACUCUCUGCUAACCUCCAGGUUUUUUUCUGCUGGUACUUUCUAGUGAUAUAUAUACCUUACAAAUAAACUUGCUGACCAAAUCACUAAUGAGUUAAACAAAUACUCUAACAAAUCAGAUGGCCAAUCAGCAAUUCCCCAUUCACAAAUCUGUCUUGGAAAUGGUAAGUUUCUUUCCAAACCAGUUUUGUGAAUGGGGAGUCACUGAUUGGUUGAGUGUGUCAGCUGACUGCUCUGUCAAUCAGCAGCACAGCGCUCCCUGACUAUGAAAAUUCAGAAGCUGGAUGCUCCCACGUGGGGAGUGGACAUCUCCCCUUUAGGCGACUUAGGGGUUAAAGAGGAACACUAUAGUGACAGGAGUACAAACCUGCAUAUGCAGAGCAUGGAGACACUGAAUGUGCAGCACUGAUCCAGUAAGCACUUUUAGUGGCGGUCUAAGUGACUGUCUCUAGGCAGCAAUGUAAACACAAUAAAGGGCAUGCAGAGACAUGCUAUACACAUCUACAUUAAGCUGUUGGUGUUCUGGUGAUUUUAGUCUCCCUUUCAAUGCAUGAUAUAUAGUGGAGUUUUAAUUUCUUGCUUUCCUGUUUUUUUCCUGUUAAAUUGACAUAAAAUGUAAAUCUUACACAUUGUCAGCAAACAAAGUUUACUUAAAAAGUUAGAGUAAUAAUACGACCUCCUCUAGGAUGCUUGAGUAUUGAGUAAACCGUAAAUAUGCUCUCUGGGUUCAGAAUAGUGAGCAAUGUUGUUGCAAACACUAGUUUAUUCUUCAUAUAAACGCUCCUGUUACUUUAAGCUUGUCACCUAGAAAGGGUUGUAAGGGGUCAGAGCUACAACACUGGUUUUCUGAAUGUUCUGAUAAGCAUCUUCAAACAGGAAAAGCUUUUCUCUUUGAAUUGCCAACCAUUCACAGUAAAAGGAAUAACCUUGUCUUGAUUGAAUUACUCUAUAUUGGUAAAUUUGUACUUAAUUACAUAAUUUUAUUUAUGUGAAUUUAAGAGUAUGUUUUUUUUUUUGUUUUUUUUUUUAUAUCUAUCCUUGGAAAAAGUUGGAAAAUUAACUACAGAUGCUGGCUGCAUGCUUAGAGUUGAUGGGUGGUGCAGUCCCCUUCAGCUUCAUUGUAGGAGAGGUCAUUUUCAGCUCUAAAUGUGCUGUUGUUCAAAUGUUUAAAAAUAUUUUUUUGUUUGUUUUACAUGUGUUUUUGGUUUUGGACUAUAUAAAUGGUUAUUACAGUGGUUGGCUAUAUUAUGCCAAUUUAUUUAGAUUAGCAGAGAGUAUUAGUGGUGUAGUGUGUUACGAUAGUGCGGGGGCAGCACUGAAACAUACAUAUUCUAGUGCUGUUUGAGAAGUUGAGUGACACUCCUAUAUGGCAGAUUUUUCAGCUGCUGUCAUCAACAUAGCGGCAGGGGACGCUUAGGAGUGUAAUUCCCACUAAUGUCAGGUGAGCCAGUACUAAAUUUCCUGGUUGUCGUUGUGAUUAGGACCCGAAAAAAAGAAGCUGUGCAUUAUCCCCCUUUCAUAAUGUGGGAUUAUUGCAUGGAGUUAUUCAUAGCAUUAUUUACCUUUUUUUAUUUCAAGCACCAAGGCAUCCUCUGCACUGCUUACCUUUCUGCAUUCUACAAAAGAGAGGAGCUUUGGAUACCUGAUGCGCGUGCACUGUGUGCACAUAAAACGUUUCCCAUACAAAGACAAUGAAUCAAUGCUUUCCUUAUGAGGGCUUCCAUGUCACAUGACAGGUUUACCUCCUAGAGGAGGAUUUAACUUUGUUUUACAUUACAAGGUUAAAAGGACAGAACCACUGCACCGAGGCUGGUUCAUCUCAGUAAAGUGGCCUGGGUGACUUAAGUGAUCCUUUAAUGGCUUUCUACUUUUUUUUUUUUUUGCUGUCAUAGGUGAUGUAGAAAUCAUUUAUAACUUGAUGCACUGCAUCAAAGGGACACUGUAGGCACUUCAUCUCAUUGAUUAGAUUAUAGUGCCUAAACUCUACUGGCACUGUCCCUCCAUGCAGUUUUUUAAAAAAAAUUCAAGCAAUUUAACACCGAAUAAUGGUUCCAGGUUACUCACAGACACUCCCCUACUGGAUGUAUGGUUAAAGGACCACUAUAGGCACCCAGACCACUUCAGCUUAAUGAAGUGGUCUGGGUGCCAGGUCCAUCUAGGAUUAACCCUGCCUGCUGUAAACUGCUAUGUUUACAAAUGGGUUAAUCCAGCAUCUAGUGGUUGUCUCAUUGACAGGCGCUUCUCACUGUGAUUUUCACCGUGAGAAGACGCCAGCGUCCAUAGGAAAGCAUUGAGAAUGCUUACCUAUGGACUGGCUAAAUGCGUCCGCGCAUUCAGCCGAUGACGACCAAAGGAGGAGAGUCCCCAGCGCCAAGGUGAGUGUUUAACCCUUCAGCCUGGCGGGAGUGGGACCCUGAGGGUGGGGACACCCUCAGGGCACUAUAGUGCCAGGAAAAUUAGUUUUUCCUGGCACUAUAGUGGUCCUUUAAGGCAGAGGUAGAUUACACAAUUUCUUGUAGUCCUACAGAUUCAUGUCAGCAGUGGGCACUUCAGUAGGCUAAAAGCAGUCAGCUGACACUCUCAUGCUAAUGUUUAUUCAAUAUCCAAAACUGCACAGAGGGGAUUGGUUUGCUGGAGAGUCUUGUUUAGAAACAAAUUGAUGCUGAACGCAAGAACAGUGCUAGACUCUAGACACUAUAACCACUUAAAUGAGAUUAAACGGUUCGUAUGUACAAUGCCCUUUUAAACACAUUCAUUCAUAGUCUCUCAACCUCAAUGAGCUGUUUGUAAUUGUGGGGUGAGGGGUGGAGACAAAACAUAUUUACUUUCAAUUUUACCGAUUAAAAAGUUGUAAUAAGAUUUGCAUUAUGAUGUGUUUGGGUGGUCUGCUUCGCUCUGUUGCUGUUCUUGAAUUCCCCUUUGCAGGACACAUAGGCAAGGGUCACCUAAAGAUAGAUAAAAGCAGGCACUGCACGCUGCUUCUUUGGAAAGGCUCUGCUAUGAGCACAUUUCCAUAAAUGGCCAGAGCAACUGGAGAUGGCACCUUGCAGGGAUAGUGGAUGGGGAACAGCAGGUGCUGCCUGGCGCUCAGUCAUAUAACACUAGCAAACUCUUCUCUUGUGUACUGCAUGUCUUUUCCAGUGCUGCAUGGUCCAACAGGGAAUUAAUCUGCUUUUGCAAGGUGCUGUGCUCAAUAUAUUGAUUCAGCUUUUUGGGGAUUUUCAGGGUUUUAUUAUAUGUAUAUUAGUAACAGCAUGCAUUCACCAUAUUUACUUAACUAUGUUUGAAUAAAACCAAACUUUCAUCGCAAUUGUAAAUUUUUAUUUGGAAGCAAUGAGAAUUUGUGCCUGUGUAGUGGGAGUUAUUUGCCAAUUUCUAAUCAUGCCAUCACUAAUCAUUCAUUGUUUUCCCAUUGCAAUAACCACAACUUCUAAAAUAUCAACUUUGCUAGGUAUAUUGCAAGUCCUUGAAAAAUGUACUCAUGGCUUAACAAUUGAAGGGAGACAUGGUUUCUGAAAAUGUUACUGCUGGUACCAGUUUACAUUACCUUUUUCAGUAUACUCCUUUCUAGAAAAAUCAGGUCGACUCACACAACCCACAAGAGUGAUUUCUGGAAUAACUCCUAUCUAGUUAAGACAACAAAAUAUGCUUUGAGGCCUGCUUAAAUCGAAGGGGUUAAAAGCUCUAGACUUGGCAGGAGGUGAUUUUCCUUAUCAUAACUUCACUUGCCAAACUUUGUCCCAUAUCUCUGGAACUCCACACAACUUCCAGCAUUCUCCCUCUGUUUUCAUCAAGUCUUUCUCAAAAUAAAUCUGUUUCUACAGAUAAUACUCAACCUUUUGCUGUUUCAACCUUUAUACUGGACUAGUUCUGUCAUCUAUAUUCAACACCACAAUAUUAUUUCACAUUCUACCUCUACCUUUUAGAUUGUAACCAUGAAGAACCAUCACUGAAUUCAUACAAUUUUCAUUAAAACUCUGAAUUUUUGCAAAUUAAAUCUGAAAUGGUAAAUUUGAAGAUAGAUUUGGCAAACUGUGACUAAUGCAGAAUUACCCAGAGCUAUUUUUGCCUUGGCUUUAUAAUUCAGAUUUAAUUCAGUUAACCCCUGCAUGUUGGCAAGGGGAUAGAUGCUUGACUUUAAAUUUUAAAGGGUUACUCCAACCAUAAUGAUCACUUCAGUGAUUUAAAGUUGUCCUAGUGAUAGGAGUUGGCAUGUGCAGCGUUUCAGCUUGGAACACUGCACAUACUAAAAUGUUUUAAUUCUGUGCCAGGGACAAGUUGCACCCCCAGCAUACGUGACAUUGGCAUCCCAGAACAUAUAUUGCACAGAGCGGUGUGUCAUCAAGAGAAAGAUGGCUUCUCCAUCCCUCCCACUGUGCACUCUCCGUCGUUAGGGGGAGGAGCGAGUGUCUAUACAUACAUAUAUACAUUUUUUUUUUUAAAAUACCACUUCCCUCUCCAGAGCACAUUCGUGUUCUCUGGGCCGAUAAAUUGGACCAAUCGGAGGCUUCUCUAUGAGAAGCUGGUGAUUGGACCAUGGAAGACUCCAGUGACAUCAGAGGAAGCGCAGAAGUCAGUCAUGGGGCUUCACCAAGCACUGGAUUCCAGUUAAAUAAACUUUUUAUUUUGUCGGUUAUGCUUCAGGAGUGGGGUGCCAUGGGUGCUUCUCCAUAUUUUGCACAAUUCAAACCCCCCUCACAUAUUUCACAUGAUCCGUUACCAUUUAAGGUCACAACCGCUAAAUUUAAAAAAAUUCUCCAAGUCAGCUAUGUUUUUCCAUUUUGACUAUUUUGGUCUAAGAUGUGAAAUUCAAUUUAAAUUCUCACAAAGGAUACUCCAGCCACUGAUUGUGUGUAAUUAUGUAAAAAAUGUAUUUGCAAGAUGUUAUUUAUGUGAGAUUUAGAAAGCACUCAAAGUUCAUUUGAUGUCUGUUUGGUCUACUGUAUUCCUUUAAUGCAUUGGUUUGAAAUUGGGUACUCAAGGUUCAGACAAGUACAUCAUUUUCAUUCCUCAACAGUUUGUUGUUUUGUGGAUUUGCCCAGUUAAUGAAGACACUGUUAAGGAUCUGAUUAACUGGUUAACACAGCGGUUCCCAAACUGUGUGCCGCAACGUGCACACAGGGGUGCAGCGGAAUGUUUCCCCGGUGCUAUGAUUAUAGCACCGGGGAAACAUUACUGCUGAACAGGGGUCCGGUUAGGUGCCGUGGUCCUUUAAGACCGCGACCGGACCCCUGCAAUGUCUGACAACUGGGAGGAAAUGACAGCCUGUCACUACCUCCCAGCGUCAUGCAGAGAGACAGCACAGGAGGAGGCAGCCGCAGCGUGACAGGAGCACGAAGAGCUCCAGACCCCUCCCACCAGCAGCAGGACUCCAAGCCACCCCCCUGGCACAUAAAGUAAGCUGACAGGAGGGGGACUGGAGAUAUUUUAAAAAAAUAAGUGUGUGUGUGUAUGUGUGUAUAUGUAUAUGUGUGUAUAUAUAUAAUGCCAGUGUGCUUCUGUGUCUGCACACACAUCUGUGUGUGUGUGUGUGUGUGUGUGUGUGUAUCUGUGUCAUGGUGUGGGCAUGUAUCAAUGUUUGUGUGUAUCUAUGUGCGUGUGUCGGUGUCUAUAUGAAUUUGUGUGUGUGUCCGUGUAUUUAUAUGCAGCUGUGUGUUAAUGUGCAUGAAUAUCUGUGUGUAUGUAUGUGCAUAUAUCCAAGCAAACACCAGCACAACAUACAAGCACACUCCUGCAGUCAAACUCAAAUAUUACAAACACACACCUCUGCAUUCAAACAAAAAAAAUAUACAAAAACACCCCUUCACUCAAACACAAAUACUUCACACAAAUGUACAUCCACAUUUAAAAGUGAACAUUCCAUUCAGACACAGCUCUGCAAUCAAACAUUACAUACAAACACACCCCUGUGUUAAAACCCAAUAACUAUAUACAAGCACUCCUUCAAACACCAACACUGUACAUUACACUAUAGCGCCAGUAAAUGCCACAGCACUGUACAGAUAUACAACCUAGAAAUUUUAACUUGGGGUUCCUUGGGAAAAUACUGAAAUAUUAAGGACGUUUUGAACCUAAAAGGUUUGGAACCACUGGGUUAACAAUUUAUUUUAUUUGUAUAGCAAAUACAUAUUUAGUAAUGUUUCCAAGUUUUUUUCAAAUUCUAAACCCACAAUUAAGAGAUAAGUGUUGCCAGCCUAAAGAGGGGGAUGUGGUGUCACAUUUUAGAAUGCAGGUUCUGUCACUGAUCUAAAUUGCAGUUUUGAAAAGGGAAUCGCCAAGCCAACAUUAUGAAUAUAAUUUGGUUGUCUGUGUAAAAGAUUAAGAAUGGCUGCUUUAGUAAGCCGGAAAGCAAAGUGAUAUAAACCCAUUCUUUGAACAUAAAUAACAUUUAAAAAAAAGCAGAUUUAUUAUUAAAAGUGGUUAUGCUUGAUAUUUUGAUACGGGUAGAAUCAUAUAAAAUUGCAUGUAUAAUGUCACUGAAGUUCCAGCUCUUUCUACAAAUAUAAAGAAUUUGUAGCUCUUCAGGAUAUAAAAUUGCAGUGUCAAUCUGAUAUUUUUGUUAUCAUUGUUGAGUUCACACGCAGUGCUUAUAGUAGUACACUGUUGUUUGAAAGGUGCAUAGAUUUAUGGAUGAGUGUUAUUUAUUCAAUUCCUUCAAAUUCAGUAUUAUGUAAGAUUGCUUUCGACCGAAAAACAAUGUUAGUGCAUAAUGAGAACAUGCAAUCACUGAAAACUGUUGACUCAUUGGUCUCCUAUCUAAAGAAUUAGGUAGUUUAUUCAGUAAAGUGAAUUUUUUUUCUUUCCCCUCUGCCCCCUCUUCUCAACAUAUUACUUAGGAAACCUGACUCUCACCUUUUACGUAAUGAUCCAUUGUAUUGUGAUACAUUCUAAAUAUAUAUUUUAUAUUUAUAUACCUAACACAACAGAUGACUACCGUCUCUAGACAUGAGCACUGCGUUAUUUUAUUUUUUUACUUCUAAUAUAGUGGCUGGGCUUUAAUCAGGAACCUUUUCAGGUCCCAGAGGAGAAAAUUGAAUUUUACCAUAGUAUAAGUCUCUCCUUGUUAUCAGCUGAGUAGCAAAGGGGAACAUAUGCUGCUUCCAACCUGGAGUAUUUUCUCACAUGCAUUAUUUUGCAAACACAACUGCACCCAUUUUUUGGCUAUUUUUUUUUUCUUUGUCAUUAAUUGAAAUGACCUUUUUGUAUUUCUAAUCAUUCUCGUCACCAUCAUACAACAUUUCUGUUUAAAGUGAACUCUUAACGGGUUACGCCAAGCAUUGUGACCACCGCAUUGAUUUGAAGUGUUCCUGGAGUCUGUACAUGCAGUGUUUCACUAUGAAACUAAGCACAUACUGCUGCCGGUGGUGUAUAUACUUUUCAGGCUGUGUCAUUGGGGUUCCCUGUGAAUAUCUUCUCGCCCUCCCUGGUCUCCCUCCACUGAAUUGUUGGUCGAAACAAAUUAACGUUGAUAACAAUAUUAAUAAUUUUCCUGCUGCUGGCAGAUAUAAAAAAGAUGUGGAUUGCUGAUGAAUAACGGUUCUAUAAUAAAGGGGUUUUGUGUAGUGGGGACAUAAUGUGUUAUAGCAGAAAUCAGAGCAGCUUUUCUCACAUGCACAUUCCUCUGUAUUUUGAUGGAUUUAUUGUUGACUCUGUACUAAACUAAAACUUUUUUUUGUUUUGUUUUUUUGUUAGUGGAGGCAUCUGUCCAGGGCAGCAAUGUUCACUGCACAGACAAGACAAUCGAGGCGGCAGAGGCAUUGCUCCAUAUGGAGUCCCCUACCAUACUGCAUGACUCUCGAAGUCCAGGUAACAGUGCUCACAAUUGUAUGCAUAACUCACAAUCAACUGGAAUUAGAUAAAUUUUAAAGCCAUGGGUUGUAUGUUUUGUCUCAAAGAAUGAAAAGUGUGUGUGUGAUAUGUAUGUAUGUGUGUAUAUAAAUUUUAUAUGUAUAUAUCUAAAUAAAGUGUUUAACACUAGUUAAUAAGCAGCUCAUUUAUGAUUUGUACAUCUAAUAGUAAAAUCAAGCACAUCUUAGAUAAGCAAUACAUAAGCAACAUCCAAAGGUAAAAACAAUGAAACACCCAAAUAACCAAAGCAGAGAGGCAAUUGACUACCUGCACACAUCCAGACUGAAAUUGAAAUGAACGUAGGUAUCCAGAUAAGGUCUCACUAUAGGCACCCAGACCACUUCAGCUCAAUGAAGAAGUCUGGGUGCCAGGUCCAUCUAGUGUUAACCCUGCAACUGUAAACAUAGCAGUUUCAGAGAAACUGCUAUGUUUACAUUAAGGUUAAUCCAGCCUCUAGUGGGUGUCUCAUUGACAGACGCUAGAGGCGCUUCUCACUGUGAUUUUCAUCCAGCGGCGGAUGAUGUCGGAAGAGGUAGGAGAGUCCCUGGCGCUGUUGAAAGGUAUGAAUUUAUCCCCUUCCUCCCCCUUCAGCCCAGUGGGAGGGGGGCCCAAAGACCCUAUAGUGCCAGGAAAACAAGUUUGUUUUCCUGACACUUUAGUGGUCCUUUAAGUAAAACUGACUCUUACCAGUUCUUGCUCAAUACAAGGAAUAAAGCAUCUAUAGCUGUGACUAAAUCCAAUAUUCAAUCUGGGAAUGUAGAAAACUCUGCCUUCCGCGUUUACACAUUUUAUUCAGUUCCAUGAACUUUCUCAAGACACAUGCACAGUCAAUCGGGGACAUGCACAGUCAAUCAGAGAAACUGCUAUGUUUACAUUUGGGGUUAAUCCAGCCUCUAGUGGCUGUCUUCCGGACAGCCGCUGGAGGCGAAUUUCGGCUCCAGUGACGUUGGCGGGGGAGGAGAGGUCACCAGCGCCGAGGGAGACUACUUACAAACCUAUCCAUAUUAACCCUUUAGUUCCCCCCCCCCAGUUUCACCAAUGAAAAUUAAUGGCAAUUGACAUUACAAAAAUAGCAUGUUAUUGAAUUCCUGUACUUGCUAAAUCUGAUCUUUAAAUUCCUAGUUUGGGGUAGGUUUAAUACUUAUUUAACACGGGGUCCGCUGGGCACCAGUCACUUCCACCAUUGAGAGUUGGAAACCUGUAGCUUCUAUUAGAUUCACUUAUUAAGACCUGCCAUAGAAGACCAACUUAUUAUUGGUGCCCUGCACAGCUUUACUUGGCUCAUUGCUUAGCGCUUCCAGCUCUUAUAGUGUAGGUGAUAGAUGCCCAGCGCACCCUAGGUAAAUUGUGAAACCAUUAGUGAGUGGUGCUUGGAAUGUUCCUUUAACAAACUCAAACUCAGCCCAUUACCUCAACAUUCAUGUGAUUCCGAUUUUUGAUUCUUUUUAUUUUUUUUUCCCCACUACCUUAUUUGUUGCAAAUAGGUGACAGUCCAUACCGCUCCUUUUAAAAAAAAAAAAAAAGUAUGAGUUCCAAGUUGUUAGGAAAAUACCGCCUUAGAUGGAAGCUUUUUCUGAAUGUGUGAUUUAACACCGCUUUUCUCGGUAACUGCGACCUGACAAAAAGAUCUUUUGGAAAGAUGAAAAGUAGCCAGUUAUCUUAUUCUCCUCCUGUGGGAAACCACAGAAGGGGAAAAAAUGUGUGGUAGACAAUAACCCAUAUAGUAAAUUAUAGAACAUUGCUGAAAAGCUUACUCUUAUAUUUAUAUAAGUACAAAGUAUAAUUCUAUAGUUUAAAACACUCAGCUAAAAUUCAGAUUCAUUAAGAUUUAUUUAAUGUCAUGUAAAGCAAUAUAGCUUUGUUUAUAAACUGCUUGAGUUUCUGUGCUGAUUAUUCGUUGUCACUAGUAGAUUGUGUCAGUGGCAUAAGGUUGCAAUGGUACUGGGAAUGUUGCCAAGACAUUUUAGGCAGGUGAUGUUUGACAUGUUGGUAAUCAAUAGCAAUGCCUUGGCAAGAGGUCAUGGUCACCAACAAACAGCUGAUUGUCUGCACAGCAUUUCCAAAUGUUUCUGUACUGGGGAUGGGGUUAGCAGCUGGUAAAUCUUGACCUUACUAGUCACGUAAGCUACAGUUUUUUUUUUGUUUUUUUUUUGUGGAAGGUAAAUUGGUCUCUUAUUUGAUGGAUCAUAUUAUGAUCUAAACGUUACAAAAUUUUAUCUAUGAAUUUUAAAUGUUACUGCCAUGUUUCAUAUCAAAGUUGUUUCCUCUCAAGUGAUGUAAAAUGCUUGUGUAUGAAGGCUUUUGGUCCUCUUACAGAGAAAAAUAUAUCCUACUUUAGACUCUGCAGUUUAAUUUUCAAGUGAAGAAAUAGGAGGUGCAGUUAUCCGUUGGGUUUAGAAUGAAUUUAAUGCGUCUGGUGAUUGCAGUGGACUUGCUCAUUGAGUUUUGAAUGCAUUUCUAACUGUCCCUUCUCUAUUCUUUCUCUAUAGUGGACAUUUAUACAUCUACAUGUGUCUCUACACCAGAGUUCAUUCACGCCGCCAUGAGGCCUGAUGUAAUCACUGAAACAGUGGUUGAAGUUUCCACGGAGGAUUCUGAACCAAUGGAUGCCUCUCCGAUCCCUGUGACUAUCGAACUUGGAGAACCAAUGAAAAAGAAAAAAGGUACAUUCCAUUAGUUUUAAGCUCGCUAUCUGGUUUUGUGUAUAAAUUUGGUAUGACAAUCAAUUAGCCAUGAAACACAUUCCAUGAUUUAAAGACCGAUAUUCUACAUUAUCUUUACGUUUUUGUAAGGUGACCGCAAACACUACUAUUUGAAAGGUGCAUAUUUAUAUUGUUUUCACUGUUUGUGGGUAUUUGUGUGCAUUGCACCCAGUCCACUUUGUGUUAGUUUGUGGUCUGGUGCCCUUUAGUGUCCCUUUAAUAGUUUAAAGUGCUGAUUGAAUGUUACCAACACAAUAAUGCGCUCUACAAGAAAUGAACAAUACACCGUAACAUGUUGCUGUUUACUUGGUCAACAUUGUUCAGUUUUUGGGUCAGCGUUACUGUCAAGUAUAUAUAUCAGAUUUGAUUUAUCUCCAACCUUUUCAAUUCUACAGCUGGUAGGAAACCAAAGAUUCAGCAAUCUUUUCCCAAUGGGUCUCCGGAUUUGGGAAUAAAGAAAAAACCAAGGGAAGGAAAAGGUAAAGUUUCAAACAUUUUAUCCACUGUAUUUGAUUCAUAUCUAAUAAAAGUAACACUCCAUACUGGCAGUGAACCUACCAACAAACGUGUAUAUAAAAGUCCCAGGAUUUUUGCUGCAAACUGACAAUCCAUUCAGUGGAACCCAGUUGAUAUGCAUCACCGCCUCCCAUAGGGAAAAAAAUGUUUAAAAGAACCAUGAAGUGGCAUAUCACCGGUUUCAAAAUUUCCACUCACCUUUUAACAAGUUUAAGUUGCGACCUGGCUAGUAGAAAUUCACCCAGUUUGAUUGUGCCAUGAUAACUCCAGGCGUGCAGUGACAAGUAACAUUUGUAGGACUUUCUAGUAGUGUACAACUUAGAGUUCUGAUCUAGCCUAUAAUCAGGGUGAAGUACUAUUGUGCAUUUGUGUACACAACAAUGACAAUAAUAAACAAGAUAACAUGACAGGAGUUCUAAGCAAAGAACAUUGGUAGCUAUGUUGCUUGUAAUUGUCCUUUUAAUUUGUAUGUCCUCCAUCCAUUCAGCCUAUUAUUUGUAUUUUGAUAACCAUGUGUUGCUGUUUUGAUUUUUAGGGAGCACAACAUAUUUGUGGGAGUUCCUAUUAGACCUGCUUCAGGAUAAGAACACAUGUCCUCGAUACAUCAAGUGGACUCAGAGAGAGAAAGGGAUCUUCAAGCUAGUGGACUCUAAGGCUGUCUCCAGACUUUGGGGGAAGCAUAAGAACAAGCCAGAUAUGAACUAUGAGACAAUGGGACGCGCUUUAAGGUAGUGAAUCCGGGAUUAAACAUGUUAAAGUUGAAAUGUUUCCAUUCCAUGCUAUAUUUUGGGCAACAUUAUAUUGCUUCUUAUGAUGACUAGUCUAUAAAACAUUGGCUUUGCAAAAAUGUACUUGUGUAUUGAAUAGAACGUUACUGAAAUUAAAGUUCUUGUAACCCACAGUAUUCAAAGUUAUACUAGGUAAUUAUUCAUUGGGUUUCAAAUAGGUAGUCACUCUAAGAACAGUGAAAAUCUUUGCAUCAUUUCAAACACUAUGGUGCAUUGUGUCCAGCUUCCUGUUCAGAGUGGAUUAUAAUUGCUGCAAUUAGCAAAACCCCUGUAGCUGUAAGACUUCCUUAUGGAUCAGUGAUGUCAAAUGAGAAAAUGUACUUGUCUUUAAACAUAAGCCGUCCAACUUGUGUAUAAGCAUUGCACAUGCAUAUUUGUAGAAAGCCCAAAUUGGAGCUUCUCAUAGGUAAUUGUUGCACACAGCCCAGUGUUCAUUUUAACAGUUUGCUUUCCAGUGGCAGAAACUGCACAUGCCACUAGUCAAACAGCAGACAGGAUGUUUGGGGGUCCAGUUUUGUAAGUUUUCAUAUUAUCAUAAUUUUCCUGAACUUCAUCAAAACAUUACAGCAAAUUCAAGCAGAAAACAUUACUUUUAUGGUAGUUAAUUCUUUUAAAGGAAUGUGCAAAAUUAAAGCAAGCUUAUUUUCAUAGUGUAAAAUUGAGCCUGUCUACAAUUUGCAGUUGAAUGGCAUAACUAUAUAAUAAUUUAUUUUGUAGCUGGGGAGUUACUGAAUUAGAUUCUUCUGCCCAGGAGAGAUGAUUUUUUUUUCUUGUGUAAUGUGUUGGGUUAUGAAGCAAAGUGUUUCAUAAUUCAUAGGAGAUAUGUUUGUUUAUGAAUGAAAAUCCUAAUUUAAAACACUACAUUGCUAGAACACUAGUUAUACAUGAUGACUUUUCUAUGACUGGCUUGUUUUUAUACCAUAUAAAUUAAUUUGCAGGGUAUUCAGUAUGUGUCCAUAAUUGCUGUGGCUGUAAGUUGCUAUGUCAGUUGAUUAAAGCCAGCUGUGUAAUGAAAUGUCAUUCUAUUACCCUGCAGGUACUACUAUCAAAGAGGGAUCCUUGCAAAAGUGGAAGGACAGAGGCUUGUGUACCAGUUCAAAGAGAUGCCCAAGAACAUUGUGGUCAUUGAGGAUGAUAAAGCAGAAUCCAGCAGUGAAGAGGUUGUUUCCCCGGCAGAUGAAAAGUCUCUGGAACGAGUGUCUAUUCCCACAGAGAGCAUCCUGAAAAUGGCAAUGCCUGGCCGAUUGGAAAAAAGUCAUAUUCAGCAGAAUUCCAGGAAGCCCAGAUUUGUCAGCUUAAAUUCACCUGGGAAUGAGUCAUCCCCUAAUUCACCCACCAGCACCACACCAACAGGAACUCAAAGGUCUGAAUCUGAAAUCUUACUUGCUAUAAAGCAUUCCUUAUCAACAGAGCAUACAAUUAUAGUUUUUUUUUUUCCUCAACAUCCCCUUGAGUACUGAUGGAAAGAUAGGAUCUUCCUUUCUAAGGUGCUGACUUAAUAAAAAAAUUAAUUCCUCCUCGUAAUAAGGUUGUGGAGGAGGGGUUGUUCUCCUGUCAAAAUAGGUAGGACUUAACUCCUUAUUAGUCUCCUUCUGAGUUUUUCAGGCGUUACACAUGCACCGCAUGUGUACACUGGUCAGCAGUAUCUCAGGCCAAAAUGCUUUAGUGUGUCUAUCCCCAAGUUCAUAGACUCCCCAGCAUUGAAUUCAUGCUUUUCUAUUCUGGCUGCAACAGGAAGAGUCACUGGAGGGGUGUUAAACCCAGUAAUGUAAACAUUGAAGUUUCUCCAAAACGACAACGUUUUACAUUCUAGGUUUAAACCUAUAGGGCCACUGCACCCAGGCUACUUCAUUGUGAUGGCUUUAGUGGUCCUUGAGUCUCCAUUUUAUUGACCACCAUGUAUUAAAGAAGAUUCUGCCUGGGGUCUGUUUUAUUUUGGAUGGUAUCUUUAAAAUAGACUUCCUGGCAACUUUAAAGAUGCUUUUAUUUUUUUAUAGGUGACUGGAGCAACAUAAUUCUUAGUUUUAUAUUUUUAUAGAUCUACUUUCCUGAGGUUUACUGCUAGCUCCUCCAAUUAACGUAGUUGUCAGUUGCAUGGAUCAUAAUGAUAAGAUUUGGAAUUUGGCAGCUAUUCUUACCCAAACUCAUUUAAUUUGCCGUUUGCGCUUUGAGUUUACUGGAAAAAAUUAUAUUAUGUCAAAUGAAAGUGUUACUACAAGCAUCAUAACCACUGCAGCCUGCUGUAUGGUUAUGAUGCCAGAAGUACCGUGUCCUUUACUGUUAAUGAAGCAACAGUUUGCCCUCCGUACCUGGGUCCCUGACGGACCCCAAGGCUCUUUCAUUUCUGCUGACGAUACUCUGCAGAGUUGCGUAAGCUGAUGCAAUUGCUAUCCAUUGGCUGACCACUGUUAACCCAUAAAUGGCACACUGACAAUUUGCACAGAAUUGACAUAAUGGAGCCCAGAACUCUCGUUGGUUACAUCUCCAGCAGCAAAGGGGAUGAACGCCAUAAGUGCCAUGCACAGACAGACUCCAAGAACCAUGACCACUUCAAAUCACUGAAGUGAUCAUGGAGCUUGGAGGCUUUAAGAAAAGUUGAGUGUGUUUGCUAGGAAUAUAAGCCUCUUUGCCUGAUAAGGAAAGUUUAUGCUGCAUUGCUACAAUUACUGUUGCCAUAACGAGAAGAGAAUAUAUGUGUGUGUGUAUUACUGCUGCAAAAUAAAAUUGAAAUUAAAAGGUUUAAGGAUGGUCAUAUGAAAUAAUUACAUAGGGAAUUGGCUAGUAGAAGAUAAAACUGAUUUUAAAAAAAACAAACCUGAAAUUGCUCUCUUAAAGGAACACUAUAGGGUCAGGAACACAAACAGGUGGGCCCCUCAUGCCUCCCUAAAUAUAGCAAAAUCUUACUUGUAUUUAAGCCUGAAACUGUAACUCUGCAUGCUGUUUGCCUUAAAAUAGCAAGCUAUCUGCUGACAUCAUCAGAAGUGGUGGCCUGAUCCAAUCACAGUGCUUCCCCAUAUGAUUGGCUGAGACUGACAAUGAGACAGAUCAGGGGCAGAGCCAGCACAAUUCAAACACAGCCCUGGCCAAUAAGCAUCUCCUCAUAAAGAUGAAUUGAAUCAAUGAAUCUCUAUGAGGAAAGUUCAGUGUCUGCAUGCAGAGGGAGGAGACACUGAAUGUUUGGAUGCAUUUUAGGCAGCCAUGACCCAGGAAGGAUCUGUAACAGCCAUCCAAGGAGUGGCCAGUGAAGUUAUCACUAGGCUGUGAUGUAAAUACUGCCUUUUCUCUGAAAAGACAGUGUUUACAGCAAAAAGGUAAUGAUUCUACACACCAGAACAAAUUCAGUAAGUUGUAGUUGUUCUAGUGACUAUAGUAUCCCUUUGAUGCUUUCGUAAAGAAAAGUUGGAUAUUAUGUAGGACCGUAAUUUUCUUUUACACUUUUAGUUAAUAAAGCUGUAUUUUUUCUUUUCCUGUCAUAGAACGGUCCGGGUGGCAAUGCAAGUGCCUGUUGUGAUGACUUCUUUGGGACAAAAAAUAUCCACUUUGGCCGUCCAGUCGAUGAAUCCAGGGUCUCCGAUAAUGGCCAACACAAGUCCAACAACCACAUCAGCCCCAAAAGUAGUGAUCCAGACAAUUCCCACAAUGUUGCCAGCAUCCUCAGAUAGCGACAAGUACACCAUGCAGCCUGCCAAAAUCAUCACCAUCCCGACCUCUCAGCUCACCCAGUGUGCACUGCAGGCAAAACCUAGUUUGAGUGGGUCUGGCCAAGUUAAUCUGGUUGGAACCCCUCUAACCGUGAGAGCACUUACUCCUGUAUCUAUAGCGCAUGGCACACCAGUAAUGAGACUAGCAAUGCCAGCACAGCAAGCCAGAUGCCAGACUCCUCCUAGGGUUAUUAGUACGCUGUUCAAAGGACCUGACGUGAAAUCAGAUGGAGAGCUGAAAACGUACCAGCUGGUAAAAGAGGAAAAACAGACAGAAGGGGGUAAAACUGUUACACAUGUUGUGGUUGUUAGUACCCCGUCUGGAAUCACUUUGCCAGUGACUGUAAAGCAAGAAGGGGAUGGUAGUCGGUGAGAAGUACGGAAAUGGGUCCAUCGAUGUAUAGUGAGCUUUGGGUCAAACUGACGUUAAAAACUGAAAGGACAUUUAUUUUUUAUUUUUAAAUUUUAUUUUUAGGAAAGAAGUGUUUGAGUCUAAUGGGACGUUAAAGGGACAUUAUUCUAAAUGUGGAGUUGAAAUGAAAUGGCCUUUACUGGAAUGUGGAUAACAUGCCCAUAUUUUUUGUGGGAAACCUGUUCAUAUGCUGAUGGGAAUUUUGCUUAUUACAAAAUAAAUUUAAAUUGACAUCAAGGAUAAAGAAACUGAAAGGGACCAAAGCGUUCAUUUAUAUAUAUAUAUGUACAUUAUUAUUUUUUUAGGUUACACUAAAUAGAACGUGGAACACUAAAAAUAACUGCGUGCGGCUGUUUAUCCUGAAAUGCAAAGUAGAUGACCAGGUCAAAGUGGCAAUUGUAAAUUGUAACACUUUUUUGCUUUUUUUAUUUUAUAUUAUGUGUGUGUAUGUAUGUAUGU